GGGCGGCGUUUCCGGGUGCCGAGCCAGACGCUCUCGGGCGGCCCGGCAGCAUGAGCGGCUCCGAGGCGGCGAGGCAGCUGGAGCUGCUCGGCGGCCUCAAAGACCAAGGUAAGCCGCGCAGGACGAGGGCGAGGACUGGGGGGCCCACUGCACCGGCCGGCCGCUCCUCCUGCAGCGCCUGGGCGCGAAGCCGCAAGAGGCUCGGGGAGCGGCUGGCGCGCCGCUGCCAAAACAAAAAGCACCCGGGCGCCCUGAGCGGCGCUUUGGCCGCCCGCCUAGCGAGGACCCCCUCUGUGGGCGGAAGGUCGCGCCGCGCUGCGCUGCCCUGGACCAGGGACGCCCCGCCGCCCAGUGUCAAAGGCAGCAGCCAGACGGCGAGACGCAGGGUGGCGGGGGCGAGGGGAGGGGACGCCGCACGGGCGCGCGCGCUCCUCGCUCGUGCGCUCCGGCAACCGAAUCCGCCCCGCAUUGGAGCUGGUAGGGAAAUGGGUCCCCCUCCGCGGGGAAGCGCUUGCUAAUAGGGCUGGCGUCUCUGAACCCCGAGGCCUGGAGGCAGCUCUUCCACCCGCUCCUUACACACACACACACCCCAACCGGAUUCGGAAGAUUUCCCGUUUGCCUCCUUGUUUCUCCCUGCAGGAAAAUGUUGGCAAUCCCCUCUCCUCGGUUGCCGGGUAAAUCGGGCGGGUUUGAUUAUUUAAUCGGCUUGCGCCACCUCCUCCCAUCGGCUGCAAAGGCUUAUUGUUUUCUUAUCCACCUGGCGCUGGAAGAGGAAAAGACGAUUUGAGGGUUUGGGCGCAAGGGGUGAUGAAAUCCGUGGCACGUGCCUGGCUUUGUACGUCCCCUCCCCCUUACGAAAGAGCCUUAUUCCCCAAAGUGAAACAAUCCCUUUUUCCCAGUUGGAAGGGUUCCAAGAAAACAACGUUCGCCUGGUGUUUUUACGUUCCCCGCAGCAAAGCGCAAAAUGAUUCAGACUAGGGAGUCUCCCCACUAAUUGAGCAGAGAGCUGAUGCUCAUAUAGGAAGGCAACUUUUAAAUACAUGCCUGCUGGUGGUUAAAAUUUAACUAAAGGAAGCAUGGAGUAGUGGUUAUAGUACUAGGCUAAGAUUAGGGAAUCCCAAAUUUCUAAAUCCCCAUUCAGUGAUGAAACUCAUGGGGUGGCUGAAUGCCAGCUAAUGCUCUUGCUGCAUGAGCUACCUCACAGGGUAGUUGUGAGAAUAAAAGAAGGGAACUGCACAUGGGCGUAGCCAGGAUUUUUGUUGGGGGGGGCAGGCCUUUUUUCUGGCAGGCCAGAACCUCAGUUUGCUAUGUAUUUUUAUUGAUUUAGGGGAGCAGCUGCCCCUCCCUGCCCCCCUUGGCUAUGCCCAUAGAACUAUAUGAGGUCCUUGGAGAAAGGGGAAGGUUUAAAAUAUAUAUCAUCUAGUAGAAUUGGGUGGUGGUCAGCUUGCAUCCCUGCUUCUUCCAUCUAUUCUUCCAUUGCCUAUUCAGGCAGUGUCAGCUCUCGUUUUCAGCUUGUUUUAAACUUCAAGCCAUGUUACCAGCCUCCUGUCAGUUCUGUGCAUGCUGAUGGCACACCCUGGGCAGCUUGUGGCAUCUGAAGGUUUUCGGUGUUGGCAUUUGACCUCAUAGGGAGUCAGACUGUUGGCCCAUCUAGUUCAGUAUUGACUACUGUGGUUGACAGCAGCUCUCCAAGGUUGCAGACAUUUAAAAUCACACAAUUUUAUAUUUUGUGUAGAGCGAAGUUUUACCUGCUGUCACAUUUCCUACUGCCCUCCCCCUUCUGCUGUCCAUGCAUCUGGGGAAAGUUUGAAAAGGGAAGCCGUGCAUGUCUACAGAAUGGUCAUUCAGAACAUGGUUGCAAAUCAUGAGGCGAAAGAGCAGGCUUGCCUUUUCAGGCAUUCCCCAGUGUACGGAUAUCACAAGGUGAGGCUCGCAGGGCAUAUGUGGGUGCCUGCUCUCCCACUCAAUGCAGUGAUAAUAGAAUGUGUGAACAGAGUUACUGUUCUAGGCCAAAUUGACGUCACAGGUUUGAAAUACAGUGGUACCUCUUGUUACGAACUUAAUUUGUUCUGGAGGUCCGUUCUUAACCUGAAACUGUUCUUAACCUGAGGUAGCACUUUAGCGAAUGGGGCCUCCUGCUGCUGCCGCUGCCACCGCCCGUCUAUUCUCAUCCUGAGGUAGAGUUCUUAACCCGAGGUACUACUUCUGGGUUAGCGGAGUCUGUAACCCAAAGUGUUUGCAACCUGAGGUACCACUGUACUAUGAUACCACUUUGAACAGUCAGGAUUUCCCACAAAGAGUUAUGGGAGCUACAGUUUGUUAAGGAGAGCCCUCUUCCUCUCAUGGAACAACCGUUCUCAGAAUUCUACGGGAAGAGGGAUUGUUAAACCACUCUGGAAUUGUAGUUCUGGGAGGGCAGGAGGAGCCUGCUAACAACAGCUCUCACAAUUCUUUGAGGGAAGCCAUGAAUGUUUAAGGUGGCAUCAUAAUGUGUCAAAUGAAUAGUGUGAAUGUGGCCCUAAGGUACAGUGGUACCUCUGGUUACAAACUUAAUUCGUUCCAGAGGGCUGUUCUUAACCUGAAACUGUUCUUAACCUGAGGUACCAAUUUAGCCAAUGGGGCCUCCCACCGCCGCUGCACUGCUACCGCACAAUUUCUGUUCUUAUCCUGUGGCAAAGUUCUUAACCCGAGGUACUACUUCCAGGUUAGCGGAGUCUGUAAUCCGAAGUGUUUGUAACCCGAGGUACCACUGUAUAGGGAGUGGCAGGAAAACAUUAUCAAACACUUGCUGCAUUACAGUAUUUUACACUUACCAGAGAAUCUCAGUUGAGGAAAUCAUAACCAGGAUAGAAUAUGGAAAACCUACCCUCCCUUUAAACUUUGGAGUCAUCCAAUGUCCCCUCCAGCCAUUAUCACAUAUUUUUACAUGUUCACACAUCAGCUGCCCACAUUUACUGCUGACAUGCAAUCCCUGAAUAUUGGUUUUUCCACUUUUAUAUUUUUUUUAAAGACAGUUGUGAAUAUAGAAGUAGCCAAGUAUCUAGCCGCCUUUUGUGUGCUGGAUACUUCUGACUGUUGUUUUUGACUGGAUACUUCUGACUAUUAGAGUUUAGUUCCCAGGUCCUUUUUAUUUCAGGGAGAUGGAGGAUGCGAGUCAUAAAUUCAUGGAGAAUAAAUUAAUGGUUGAUAGAAGAUAAACCACAGGCUAUUUGUCUCAAUGACUAUUUGGAACGUUCAUGUUCAGAGACAGUAUGUCACUGGCAUACCAUGAAUGAGCAGCACGCUGGUGGUAAAUAAACCAGGAAACCUUGACUUUCUAUUGCAUAUGAACCAUGGUUUGUUGCUUCCUAUCUAUACACUAAACUGUGGUCUGCUGCAGGCUUAUGGAAGUUUGUGUUUUAGGGAGCAACAAACCACAAUCUGUGAUUUUGACAUAAUUUUGACACAAAGCUUCCUGAUUUGUGCACACUGCGUUUACUAGGAGGAGCAAAGUGAGAGCAUUUGAGCAGUUAGUGUCAACAUGCUGCCUGUUCAGGCAAAUCAAAGCCUGAUAUGGGAAUACCUAAAUGGCAUGGACACUAAUAGCUGCCUUUGCUAGCAUUAUAGGACAGUGUAGGCCAAGCCUACCCAGAUGCUUAGAAAGUUGAUGCUGUUUUAAUAUUAUAACUUUUGUAUGCUUUUAAGUGUGGUUAUAUUUUUGUUUUGUUUUAUCUUUUUGUAAAUCGUUUGACUUUUUGGUUUGGUUUUUUUACAAUAAAGCAGUGUAUACGUGUAAGUAAAUAAAUAAAUAAAUAAGAUUAGCCUUUGUUUUCCCCCGUAAAGAAAUGUCUUGUUUCUGGUGGGUCUCCUAGUACUUCUUUGGUUGCUGGGAUUCUUACAAAGAAUGUUAGACUAGUUAAAGCUGAAUCUAACUGUUCGUGGCAACUUAUUGUGUAAACAACAGUAUAUUUGGAUCAGUUAACCCAGAUUACUUUGUGCGUGCCCCAGCAGAUCCUGCAUAGGCACUUAAUGCUUCAUAAAUUUAAAACACAGAUGAAUGAGACCUUGUGGAUUCUAGGCCUCACAAGGCUGAAGCUACCUCACUCCUUUUUUAAAAAACAGAGACCUAAAAGGCUAUUUGUACUCUAGCCACAGACUCCUAGGCAUGUCUUCUCAGAAGUCAACCCCAUUGAAUUAAAGGGGAUUUAACGGGGUGGCGCUGUGGUCUAAACCACAGAGCCUAGGGCUUGCCAAUCAGAAAGUCGGUGGUUCAAAUCCCUGUGACGGGGUGAGCUCCCGUUGCUCGGUCCCUGCUCCUGCCAACCUAGCAGUUCGAAAGCACGUCAAAGUGCAAGUAGAUAAAUAGGAACCGCUCCGGCGGGAAGGUAAACGGCGUUUCUGUGCGCUGCUCUGGUUCGCCAGAAGUGGCUUAGUCAUGCUGGCCACAUGACCUGGAAGCUGUAUGCCGGCUUCCUCGGCCAAUAAAGCAAGAUGAGCGCCGCAGCCCCAGAAUCGUCUGUGACUGAACUUAACGGUCAGGGGUCCCUUUACCUUUUUAAUUCUAAGAAUCUGCAUAGGCUUGCAGCCUGAGUCCGUGAAGUCUAGCACUUCUGUUAGCCUUUUAUACUUCCAGAACUUCUGACUUUUCGCCUCACACUAAGGUUACCUUUAUAAAUACUUUAGAAAGUGCAUCAAUAAUUAAUAGAUGUUCUGAGCGUGUUGCAGACGAGACAUUGUCAGAAGGAACAGUUUAAAGCUGGGCAGAAGACAUGGUACAGGAAUCGUCUUGGGCUCGGUGACAACUGGUUAAUCUUUCAUGGAAAAUGUCUCCACAUAAUUUGCUAAGCAGCAGGUUAAAGUCUGACUCACUUUUUUAUAUAAAAGCAGAUCACAGAGUGAUACCCAGUUGUAUGUCGUGAUCAGAGUAGACCCACAGAAAUCAAUUGACAAGUCCAAGUCGGGCAUCACUCAUUGGGUUCAUAGUGCCUCUAUAGGGCUAGAUUUACACAUGCCUGGCAAAUACUUUUCUAUUCUUUAAACAUAUUUUUAAAAUGUUAUCUCAAUAUUAUUUAAUUUAGGCUCUUCUAAACUGAUAGGGAUUACCUGGUUUUAGGUUGUGUCUGGGUGUUUUUGCUCCUUUUGUAUGAUGAAAUUAUUUGAUAUUUUCCCCUUGACUUGAAUGUUGGCUGAAUUGUUUGUAUUUUCUAUGGUUUUACUUCUGGUUUUAGAUAUUAGCGUUGUAUGUGGCCCAGAGACCUCUUGUAUGAGAUAACAAAUAAAUAUAAUAACUAAAUAUCUGCAAUUUCUAUGCAAGAUUGCUUUUAAAUGCUGCUUUUGUUUGUUAUUAGUUUUAGUGUUUCUCUAAAAAAUUUUGUUGAUGUAAAGCUCUCCUGGGAACAUAUAUAAAUGUUAUACAUUAUAAAUGUUAUAAUAAAUAAGCACAUGACUUGCAACUGGACAUGUGAACUGAACCUGCUAAAAAGCAUUUUGUUUGUGGUAACAAUAUCAAAGUUAUCUUGUAUAGUGUCAUAACUGUGACAGUGUGUGUGAUGUUGUGUGAACCAUCCUACAGUUGUGCACCGCUAUGCACACCUUGUGGGGAAAAUUAGAAAUCAGUAAUUAAAAUUAAGUUGAGGCUAUAAAGUCAAAACACCAUUGGUGUUGCAGUUACUGAAGAUCUAACUUCACUCAUGAUCUGAUUAUACCAGCUAGUUUGAUUGUGAGAGAACAUGAAGUUCAGUAAUGCACAAUUACUUAAUAAAGGAUAUAUUCUGCGUGAAUAACAAAAUGACUGGAUACAUAGCAUCCUAAAUCUAAUUGUGAAGCUGUGGUCAUAAAGCAAAAAAUGUGUGCAACUCUGCUAGUUCUUGCCUUUUCAUUACUGUUUAUCAUCUUUCCUUCCAAGCAUCUUCUUUCCCAUCCUUCAUCUGUAUCAUCAUUUCAUGUACCACUGUUCCUGGAGAAGCCAGACUGAAAUCUAAUGCAAUUAUUUUAAAUGAUUUACAUUUGGGAAAUAAUUUUUUUAAGUCUUUUAAUUGCUCAGAUUAUGUCUGUGAUGAUUCUAUGAUACUACCUGAACAGUCUUUUAAAGUCCUGUAUAAAUGCUAUGUGUUAUUCCAGUAAACAAAGUGAUCUUUAUUAUAGACUUGCAACAUGAUGUUUGCAGCUGUAAAGUUUAUGGAUGUGUGAAAGUUAAUGAGAUUUCUAUGAAGAGCACCACCAAGAUAACUUUUUAUGUAUCUUGUUUUUGUAGCUAUUGGUGAAUAUGAAGAUCUAAGAGCAGAAAAUAAGAAAACAAAAGAAGAGGUUUGUACUUGUUUUCAUGUGAUAUAAAAUAUUGUGUAACUAUUGAUUUUGAUGGACCUUGGCACAAUUGGCAUUUCCCCUUACAAAUAUUUUAUCCAUAUGAGGAAGUAUUUGCAGCAACUUCCAUAACCAUAGUAGUACUUUGAUACCACUGUAAUGGUGGAAAUUACUGGUAUGUAUAUCUGUGUAUCACCAGUUUGCUUAGUAAUUUUGUCCUUUAUUUACUUAUUUGAUUUAUACCUGCCUUCCACAAAAGGAGCCCAGAGCAGCAGCACUAAAACAGUAGUAUUAAAAAAAUUCUAAAAACAGUUUUAAAAUAUUAUUUUAAAGCAUUCACAUUCUCUCAGUCAAUGAUUUCUUUUUGCCAGAUUCAGUGUUGUUCAGCCAUCAAAUACCUGGCUAAACAGGAAUGCUUUUAAAUUCCUCUUAAAAGUCAGUAAUGAGAGAGACAGAUGUACCUCUUCAGGGAGCCACCACUUAGAAGGCCCUGUCAUGAGCCAAUGCCAACCAGCAGCUCCCAGCAGUGGCACAGUGUAUAGUCAUACUGUAUAUGUAUAUCCCAGUGAAUAACAAGGCCAUAAACGUCUACUUAGAAGUAAGCCCCAUUAAGUUCAGUGGGACUUUCUCCCAGGUAAGUGUAUCUUGGAUUGCAGCCAUAGACUGAUAAAAAUGAGAACUGCCAAACUUGAUAUGUUGAUAUAAGAGAAUUCUCAUUGUAGUUAGCUAUAGUUGACAUUGCCCGUAUUUAGUUCAGAUAAGAGAAUUUCUCAUGCAAGUUUUCGGCAGAAACUAGUAACAAAACUAUUUCCUUAUUUACACAGUAAUUUCAGACUGUCACCACCACCACAAUGUGCCUCUUAGAUCAUGAUUCCUAUCCUAUCCUGGCCUGGAUGCGUUUGCAAGCCGGAGCACACACUACAAUCAUUUUCUUCUCCUGCCUGUUGGAGGUGCAAAGCAAAAACAAAUAUCAGGUUUCUUGCAAAUUCCUCCCUACCCUCACACACAAAGAAAUGGGAAGAAACCUAGUGCUCAUGGUGGUUACUACAGGAAGUGAAACAGUGAAAUGUGGAAUGACUCCCAUCACCAUUCCUCCCCUCCAUCUGAACCCAGUGCCCUCGUCUAAUUUAGUGGUAAGGUCUGUAGCUCAUUGGGAGAACAUCUCCUUUUAUGCAGAAUAUCCCCAGCAUCUACUGGUAGGCUGGGAAAGACUCCAGUCUUGAAAUGUUGCAGAGCAACCUUCAGUCAAUGUAGACAGUACUGAACUGGAUGGGUCAUUGGUCUGAAUGAGUAUAAGGCAGCUUCCAACAUUCCAUUCCUAAAAGAUGGUCUAAAGUUGCUUGUAGAUUGGAUGACUGUGAAUAAAUAGAAGCUUAAUUUGGACAGGAUGAAGAAAUAGCCCAUGGUGAGUGGUCCCAACGCUUGGGGAGUGAUGGAAAUGCCCGUCCUAAAUAGGAUCACACUCACCCAGAAGGGGCAGGAUGGCAGCUUGGGAGUGCUCCUGGUAGAUGUCCAUGCCAAGACAGUGUCCAUAAUCACGUUUUAUCAUAUUCUCUUGAUUCGUGAACCACACCCCUUCUUAGACGAGAGGAAUUUGGCCACUGGUUGAGCAUCCCUGGUUUGUAGUCUAAAUGUGAAGUGCUGUUUCUUUUAAGCUGUGAUCCUAUACCCACUUUACUGGUAAUGAGCUUUGCUGAGCUUAAUGGGACUUAAGUGAGUAGACAUGUCAAGGAUGGCACUGGUUUAGGUCUGGCACCCUUGAGGAAGCAUCUUCUCCCAUAUGUACUCUAUUGCCUUUUGAGAUCCAUUACUUGAUGGGCCAUCAGAAUAUUAACACCCAUAAAGCAAGUUUCCCCUGUGGUCUCCCAAAGUUGUAACAGCUGAGGAAAGAAUUUGAGAGCUCGUCUUUUUUUGAUCAGUUUAAAUAUUUUUCUUUCUUUUUAAACAGGCUUUAAGUUAAUGUGACUUGAUACUAUUCAGGCUUUUAUUGCUGCUGUUGGGUUUUUCCAUUUACUGUUUUUGUGAUUGCCUUUAUUGUGUUGUGAAACUUGUACUGAAAGGUGGGCAGUUAAUGAAUAAUUGUUUGACCAACAAUGCCAGUAGGUGGAUCUUGCUGUGCUCCCCCUUGCCUUUACUGAUGCAUCGUGGUUGGGGCUUUCCAUGGUUGUGGGUUUUGUUAUCGCAGCUUCCUAAUUCAUAAUAAUUCUGUUUCCUGUACUCUGUUUACAUGCCAUGAUAAGCCAUAAACCUUGGCUUACCACCAACAAGCACUUUGCUCAAGCACACUGUUGAAUUGUUCCUGUGUCACUCCACCCUUCAUGGAGCUGGGAGCAACAAACCACAAGCCUUGGUUUACUGCAGGGUUUGAAAGGCUGUCAGGAGACAUUCUUCUCUUUGAAGGAGGCCAUCAUCUGAAGGGUCAUCCCAGUCCUGGUCCAGUUUAAGAUAAGCUCUACAAGAAGGGAGAGGGCCUUGAAGUUGACCAUUAUCAGUUGGCACCUGGACAGAAUGCACUAUAUUUCUGUUUGAAAUACAAAUUUGCAGCUGUAAAUAUAAAUUAGCAUAUGCAAAGGCCUUUUGUGUGAUGAAUUCUUUUGGCAGUAAGGGGCUACCCUAGACUAGUGUACUAAUUCCAUCAGUAAUGUCGCAGAUAAAACUAUGAGAAGAGGCUACAGUGUUGUGUAGUCCUCUCCCCACUUUCCAGCUCGAAACAACUUCUUGUAGACUGCAGUACACCCCUACAUCAUCAAGACUUAAUGAUCGUCAACACUAACCAGAAUUGCUAUCUGAAUCAGGUUUUGAAAUUGAUGCAGAUUUGCACUCCCUAGCUGAGACGGAACCUGAUACGAGUCAUUGAUGUAAUGCUUUGCCAUGGUUAAGGCUGACAAGGGAACGUUGGAGGAAAUACAUGUUGCAGAGGUUGGGAAGAGAAUGGACAUGAUUGUGACUAGCUCCUGAUCUUUUAACAAUGGUUAAGAAAACAGUGGCGUUAACAUCUGCACUGAGACAAAUUUUAAGAGAGUCAGAAUAAUAAGUCAUUGGUUAUCUCUAAUCCAUAUUUCUGAACUUUUUUUUUUUUUUUUGCACAUUGCAUGUUUUUGUUCAUGGAAACAAGCAGUUUCUGUUGCUAUAAAGCUAUACAUUUGCACUGGUUCCUUUUCUUUAUUUCCACUCACAGUCUUCUUCCCAUAAAGUAAAUACAACAUGCUAUUGAUUUACAGCAAAACUAUCCAUAUAUUCAAGCCUCUGAGUCUGAUCAAUGUGAACCAGUGACAUGAAUAUUUCGUCUUCUCUUCCAUACCCUAAGAGGGUUUGUUUUUUUGUGGAUGUUUUCAUGUGUUAAUAUUAGAGAAAAGAAUACUACUUUGGAGGCAGGGGCAGCUGGUACCUCCAGAAUUGCUGUCCUUGACCAUUCAUUUGCAUUCUAAGACAUAAAGGGCUUCUUUUUUAAUAUAUUAAAAAACAUGGUAGGCCUGCCCUGUUGUGGCAGGCAUAUCUGGUUUUUCAAUGAGACAUUUUAAUUCUAUCUUCUCCCACUGUUGCUUAUCAUUUUGUUUUAUUUCAAUGAAUGGAUAUGCAGGCUGCAGUCCUGAAAUUUCAGUAGAAUUUGGAUUUUGCUAGGUUGAAAUAACAGCUAACGUUUCCCAAACUCAAGUCUUUUUAUGACAGUUACCUUUCUAUAACAAUGCCUUGAAAAGCUGCAGAGCACAAAUUAGAUGUGAUAUGGGAGAUCUGUGAUUUUCCAGGUUGUCUUUCACUGGCCUGCCAGUAAGAACUACGAGGCUUGUGGGUGCUAGGAGCAGGGCCUUUUCAGUAAUGGCCCUACACUUUUGGAACUCCCCACCCAGGGAAAUUUGUAUGGCUUCAUCAUUGCUUGUUAUUAUUCCCUAAAAUGUGCAUAGUUAAUGGCAUGUGUCAAAAGAAUGGCUACUGGUGUCUAUUAACUGAUUUUUAGUUUAAUUAGUGUGUGUGUUUAAAAUUGUAAGCCUCCCAGGUGACCUGUUUAGCGGAGAAGGGGAAGAACUUUAGAAGGUCGUUUGCCAAACAGCUCUCUGAAGUGCCUGCCCCUUCCAUUAAAGACAGCUGCAGUAAGGUUCAAUGGAAGGGGAGAAGGUGCUUCAAAUAACAGUUUGACAAACUUCUCUCUGAAGCCCCUCCCUUUCCUUUGGAGGGGAUAGGGAGGCUGUGAGGGGGUGAAUGUUGUGUAAAGGGAGGAGGGGUUGGCCAGGUGAUAGGAAAGGGCACUGGCAAAGGAGAUGGUGAGUUGGCAGAGUUGGUGAGCAGAGCAAGCAGGGUCAGGAAUCCUUUGUUAAUAAAUAAACAAAUAAACGUCAAAGAAGAUAGGAGCAUGGCUCAAUCAAAUUUGGAAGUUGCAUGGUGGAGAGAGGAUAGACAUUUCUCCACACUAGUAUUCCAAUCAGCUUCUCCCACCCCCCACACCAAACAAAGGCUGUUGUUUUUCUGGUGCAAACCCCCCCCCCCCCCCGGUAAGGCAAGUAUCAGUCAGUAUAAGUGGUGUGAUUUAUAUUGUGGAAACUUGCACGUGGCAACGUGUUUUGCCUGCAGAAUGGCCUUGAUCCAGUUCAGCCCCCUUCCCCUAUAGCUGCUUAUAACUUAAAAGAAAUAAGAGAGGCUGAUCACAGAUCUCCUGCAUCACAUCUUGCUUGAUUUUUAACCCUUAGUGUCUCCUGUUUGUGCACAUACCAUAUAUGUGUAGGGGAAGCAGAUUAUGUUGCUGGUCUUGCCCUGUCCUCUUUGCAUUUGUCAGAAGGUGAGCAUGGGACUUCUGACACAUGUAGAAGUCAGGAGUAGGGCCUAGUAGGCUGGUCCUCUUCCUCUUUCACUUGAUCAGUAUAUAUGCACAUAGAAGGUGAGGAUAGGUCUCUACUGCCUGAUUUGUUUACCCAUUCAAGGGAUUAGUUGAACUUUGAAAGAAAAGGACAAUUAGUCAUUCUUGAAUAGCUUAUAACUGACUGAAUAGAUGUCAUUCAAAUGAAAGCAGGGUCAUGGCAUGCUAAGGUGGGUGUAAUACUUUGUGAUUAGAAGUAAUGGGUGUAGAGGGAGGAGGACUGAAUCACCCAAGAAUUUGUCUCUGUGGGCAAGGAAGGCUUGUAACAGCAAUUCUUAACCAUCCAAGUUUGAUGAGUCUGAGCAUCUGUGAUUAUAUAAACAAGCCCUAGAGCAGUGGAAGAAUAUGCUUUUUAAGGGCUGUACAAGAAUCCCCUUGUUGUGCUUUGUGGCCCUGAAUCAGGGCUACACAUCCCACCCUGGAUUCUUCUGCACAACAGUUGAGCGGGUGUGCAUUAAAAACUUUUUGAAAAGGUUUGGAUGCACAUCACCAUGCAGGAUCAGGUCCUCUUGCUUAACUAAGCAGGAGCAUCCGAUCCUGCAUGGUGCUGGCUGAUCCUCCUUCACGAGUGAUUUCCCUGCACAUAAAGGAAGCUGCUCAAGAAAAAGUGACCAGCACCAUGCAGGAUCAGAUCCUUCCACUUGACAUUUGUUAGGAGGAAGAAUCCAACCCGGCUUAGUGCUUCUUCAUAAGUGGCUUUCCUUACUCCACUUACACUAGCUGUGGGAAAGGAAUUUCCUCUGAGAUAAGAGCUGUUGAAGCUGUAAUAUUAAGGUGGAACAUUAAGUUGGGAAAUAUCAAGGUAGUCUGAGCUGCUAAUAAUAUCUUUAGAGGAAACCUGUCCAUUUUAACUUGCAUGUCCUCUCCGCAAUUGAUGGUGCAGCUUAUGAAUCUUGUCAUUUGAACCUUGACGCUUUUUGUACUGGAGUUUAAAAACCAAAAGCAGGAAUUGGCUCCAAAUUACCAUUUGCCUUUCUUUAAAAUUUAGUUUUAAGUUAAAUCUGCAUUUUUAGCUUUACCCUAAUUCCUGAUUGUUGUUUUGCUUUCUGUUGAUUGUGGAAGUUGAUUUAAUUAUUUAAAUUCUGAAAAUGCCAUUGUAUCUUCCGGCAGUGUGACAAAAUCAAGCAGCAGAGAGAUGAAGCAGUCAAGCAGUUGGAAGAGAUUCAGAAAAGUAAGUAGUGUUUUCCAAAGGAAUAAGGGUUCUUUGCUAACAGAUUUAUGUUGUGUUGUGACUCAGAUCUAACUUUUGGAAAUCUGUACAGUAAUUCAGUUACUCUGGGGUUUUAUCCUCACAGGUUUUUAAAAAUUAUUUUUUCAUUUUCAGAUUUAGCAAGGAAAGAAAAAAGAGAAAAAGAAAAAAGAUAAAUUGAAAUUUAAAAAGAGAGUGAAGAUUAGUAAUAAUAAUGUACAAAAAUGCUACUAAUAACAGUAGUCCAAUUAAACAGAGUAAAAUACAUUACACAGAAUGAUUAUUAAAAUCAGACAUUCUGUCAGAUAAGAGUUUGCUCCCCUGAGGAAUUCAACUUACCAUCCCUGCAAACUUUUCUCCUUACUUGUCCCCUAAUAAAAAGUUAAUCAGGUACCCAGUCGAUCUCUCAACUGGGAGAUUUAAAGCUUUGAACAAGGCUGCUCUUAAGUCCUUGUGGAUUGGGCAAACCAGUAAGUAGUGUGGUACUGACUAGGUGCGAUAUGCUUGGCCCAGGGGUGCCAACUUAAAAUACAUUUUUGGGGGGUGGGAGGAGGUGGUAAGCCCUGCUGCACAUAAUUGAUCACAUGACACAGUGCACACACACCAUUUGACCUUGGCCCCUAGGAGUUGGCUCCUAUGGCUUGGCCCCACAAAGAAACGGGUAACUUGGAGGAGGUGAUCUUUGUUUUUGGUUUGCAUUACCAUCUCUGCUUCUUUAAGGUCAUGCUCAGGAAUGGGCAAUGCUAAUAUUCUCAUUGCCUUGGGCCGGGUUUUAGUGAGGGGUAGCAACAGUGGGAUAGACUUGCCCACUUCUGCCUUCUCUGAAGCCUAUUGUAAGACCCUUUUGUGUCCCACAAUUCCUUUGGCACAUACAGAGAAUUCGAGAAAGGGGGUCACUUUCUCCCCACUUUGCAUCAUAUUCUUUCCCUCCUCAAAAUACAACAUGAAGUAGUCCUAAUAGUCCUCUUGUGGGAUUUCCAUUUCCCUAUUGUAGCUGGAAAAUUUUCCAGAUGUUGAACCGCCACGAAAAUGUGUAGGAAUGAAAGCAAAAGCUGAGACAGGUUGAGAGGCAGUUUUAUGGCAGUUCCUUGAAAUUAUCCUUUCUCUCUACCCACAAAAAAUGCGGAAGAUAAAGCUUGACAAGGAUGACCUUUUCUGGCACAUUAGGCACAAAGUUUUUCCUAGCAGGGAUUCUGCCACCCCUCCCCUGCUUAAAUGCCUCAUGAGAAGCAUAAGUUGAUGGAACUGCAGUUAUGAGAAAGAUUUUAUUGUAUAAGUUUUAAAGGUAAUUGUAGAGCUUUGAAAGCGUCAUUUACUAUGUUCUAAAUAAAUAGGAAGCAAGCUGCAUAUUGUUUUUUCAAAAAAGUUCUCGUAGGGCACAAAGGCUGUUAAAAGUAGGCAGACAUUCAAGUGGUAUAGUUCUCCCUGUCACAAAGAUGCAGCAAUGAGGAAUUUCUGCCUGUUUUGCGGACUUUUGAAAACAAUAAACACUGUUUUUGUGAUGUAAUGCCAAAAACAUAUGUCAAUAUGCUUUCUAGGCACUUGCAACUUCAUAGAAAACCUACAUUUCAGUUCUGACAUGGUGAAGGCAUCACCAGUUCCAUUUACAUUUUCUGGUCAAAGAAUCACUUCUGUUUACUGUCUUAAUGCAAUCUUCCUUCCUUCCUUCCUUCCUCUUCCUUCCUUCCUUCCUUCCUUCCUUUCUUCCUUUCUUUCUUUCUUUCUUUCAUAUCUGUAUAGGGGAAUGAAAUAUUCCUUUAAAUGCUUCCAUUUGGAUAGCAUUACUUGGGUUGAAAAGUGGUAGGAGUAUUUGUUUUCCAAAAGACUUAUUCUUUUAUAAGUAAAAUUACUUGAAACGAAUACACUAAAUGCCAGCUUUUGCCUCCUUACUUUCAACAUUUGUCAACUGCUGAAGUAUUGUUAUUUUUCAAUUUUUGGAAUACCCAGAAUGCUAGCCCAGGGGCUGAUAGAGAACAUCUUCUUUAGUUCAAAGAAUUGCAAGGAAAGGAAAUCUCUGCCCUUGCCUUCUUUUAUUUACAUUUUACGUUUAUUCAUGUGUGCUUUUGCUAUUCUUGCUCACAUAUGGAGGGUUCUAAUUGGAACUGGCUGUGACGGCUGUGUGGAACUCUUCCUUUGAAUAUCUCUGUGGUGGGAAAUGGGGUGGGGACCCAAAUUCAAUAUAUUGGAGAAGGCUUGUUUGCUUUACUGUCUAAGGCUCAGGCUGCUAACUUCUUUAUGAAGGAUCAAGCACAUCUACAUAACCAAAUUUAAAGUGGGUAUGAUGAUGUCUCCCACUGGCGCAAGGAAUAAAUAUGCUAACAACUCUCCCCACCCCCACCCCCUCCACCAAAUAUCCAGUUUUCCCUCUUGUGUGAUAAUGGUUCUAUUGAUGCCAUGUGGUGUCUGGAGGUAACAAAGCACAGCUAAUGGGAGUGGAAAGCCCUCCCGUGAAUAGCUUCUCAAGAGAGGAGAUGACAACAGUAUUGCAGCCUGUUAUGUUAGGUCUCUGUCACCAUAGUAUGUUUUGUUGCAGUAUUAGGCAUUAGCAAUAGAGGGUUAAAAGAAAGAACCUGCACCCCAUACAUAGAUGACAAAGAAAUUUACAUGGCUGGGGUUUGCGUUGGUUCAUAAAUGCAGCAGAAAAACCUCCAGUGAAAUAGUCCUAAACUUUAAACUAUUUUGAAAUAAUCUGGUGGAGUGGCUAUAUGUUGAGGGGGGGAAAGGCCUAAGAAGUCAAAUUCCUGUGAAAAGAAGUGGAAGGAAUAGGGCAGGCACACACAGACACCUUGUGACUUGUUAAUAUGUGCUAGUGAUACUGGGAAUUCAAGAGCCUGGCAGAAAAUGUCAAGGAGUGGAGUCUUAAAAUUUGAAAGUAAUAUUUGCUCUUGUAAAAUGCCGUGGGUUUCCCUUUAUCUUCCUUUUCAUGUGCUUCACCCCCUCCCUUUUUUAAAAAAAGAAAGGGGGGAAAAAGACAUACCUUGUAAACAUAGCGAUAAAAUGCCAGGAAUAUUAGGAUUUUACAGCAAUAAUGGAGCCCAUUAUUUAAACGACAAUAUAAAAGGCAAUUAUUUUGAUGAAGAGCUACACGGGCUUUGUGUCUGUGAAUAAACUUGGCCUGCGCUCAGCUUCUAUUUGUUCUCCCGGCAUAAACACAUAUUGUGCGUGAUUCCUGUUUAAUGGGGCCCAGUCUGUAUGCCAAGCAGCUGCAUUUUAGGCCCUAUAGCGUGAUUUCAUAGCUCUCUGAAAAUUGGUUCUAUUCAGCAGAAGAGAUAGGAGGUGGUGGUAGGGGGGGGGAAGCUUCAACACACAAUCAUUUCUUUUCAAUUGGAGCCAGAAAGGUUGAUGACAACAUGACCAUUGUGUGAUAAUGAUAAGACCACUAAGGAUCUGUACUUCUCAUCAAGGCUUUCACACAACAGCAGAUACAAUUUAAUUCACUGCUCUGUCAGCAGUGCUGAUACCAUUAUGCCGUCUGUCUCCACAGUUAUAAUCACUGUCCUCCGAGAAAUGCAGUUGAAAUGAUCUUGAGCAGUCAAAGAAACUCUCAAUUAAGGCUGCCACUUCCAAUGUGUCAGAUUGUGUCUUAUGCACUUGGUACAAUUUUCACUUCCAAUCCUGUUUAUUUACAAUGUCGGCCAGUAAUUACGCUUAACAUGUCAUUUAGUGAGGGUGCCCCUGCCAAGGAGAUUGUUGGGUGCUGCAGUGCCAUUGAGGGGGAGUUUCUUGCAGUCAAUGCCAUCAGCGGCUUUUAGUCCCUGAUGGGAUGCGGUAGUAAUGUUGAUAAUGCAAGUAUCACGCUCAUCAAGUCAUAAUUAGAUGCCACUCAAAUGUGCCACUUGUAAUAACAGUGUUGAUUCAUGUUUUCUCGGCGACUGCAACUACUAAUUAGUUAAGUGGUUUUUGGUUGGCCUGCAUUUGCUGCAUAUUAUUAUUACCCCUGAAAAAAUGUUGAGGUUGGAGAGGUUUUUGGCCACUUAGUGUUGCUUUAUGAAUUUUAAUAUCAGCAUAAUAAGAACUUUGGACAGUCUUAGGAAGGGGGGGUGUAUGUAUGUGUGUAUAUAUAUGUGUGUGUGUGUGUUCAGAUACAUUUUACCUUUGGAAUUUAAUCAUAAUUGCAGGUUAACUAAUCUUUAAAUGAACCAUGAGGUCUUAAAAAAAAACCCUUUAUAUUUUACAUGAAAAAUCUAGUUAAUUUUCACCUCCUACCAUUAAUGUAAAGUGACUCUUUUUUUUUAAUGCACUACUCCUACCAUUUAAUGUAAAAGGAAUCAGAACUUUCUUGGCUAACUUUAUGAAACAACAAAGCAGCUUUUUGGACAAAUGCCAUGUAAUCACUUUUUCUUUUCUUUUGACAGUGGAUUAGACAGAUGUCACAACUCGGUGACACAUUAGCAAUAGCUUAUUUUUGCUGUUUGUUGUGAUUCUUCAGGUUGGAAUGCAUUCUACGCUACCAUACAUCCGGGUACCAAACCUGAACUACCUGGUCUGUGUAUCUGCAUAAUACACACUGGGUGAAAUUCAGUGGCAUCUAUGUAUGGACAAAACGGACAUCUGCUUGCACAAUGGGACUUCCCUUUCCUCUUCUCCCCAGUGCAGCUCCCUGAAGCUGGGGGUGCAGAAGCCAGCUCACACAAUGUUGAAUUUUUCCCACAUUUCCAAAUGUACAUUUUACACAUUGAAUUAUACAUGUAAAACCUGUUUUGUGUACACUUAGAAAAUUGUAAUGUGCCAGGUUGGUGUGGUAGAAGACUACAAAAUACCUUCUUUAGCAGGAUCCAACCUAUGUUCUUUGCUUUCUUGGCUCAACAUCUUUAGAUUUCUAGGACAUUGAAGUUGCUUUUCCAUGCAGCCUGAUCCUAUAUGUGUUUAUUCAGAAGUGAUUUGCACUGAGCUCAGAGGAGCUUCCUCCCAAGUAAGUAGGAUUGUGGCCUAAGAGAGGUUGGCUGAUGACCAUUUGUUUUAUUAUUCUUGCCUUCCACUGCAGCAUGUGGCAGAGAUUAUUUGCGGCAUUUCCCCACGCUUUGCUCAACUCAUUCCAUUUUCUGACAGUAUGUCUGCAGCGCAUGCAGUGCUUACUCCUGUUCUUGGCUUAUGACAUGCUGCCAAAUAGGUAGCCUGGGUUGACCUAAUAGAAGAUAAACCUCUUAAAGUACAGGGCUUCUGUGUUCUUUUGAUUAUUGGAUCCCAGGGCUGAGUAUUUCCCUUGGUGUCUCUGUGUUUCUACCUCAUCUACAUGGGAAACUACUGCCAUGUGUUGGUUUUCUAGGCCCAGCUAUAACAACACAUCUAGGCUCUUGCGGUGUGUCUAUGUAUAUCUCCUUCGGUUAAGGCUGUUUUCUUUCAUCUCUCUGGUGGUACAGUGCCAGAUGCUGACAGAACACGAAACAUAAAUAACAAUUAUAGCAAACAAGAGGGAGAAAGCCAUUGGCUUCUUACUCAUUUUCGAGCCAUCGCUCGCAGCACUGUUUCCCCACCACCACCAAUAAAGCCCCAAAAGGCUUGGAUUCAUGUGUGAAAGAAUCAUAAAACUGUGCUUCUUAAAUUGUGGUGCCCAGAAUUGGACACACUACUCCAGGUGUGGUCUGACCAUGGCGGAAUAGAGUGGGAAGAAAACACAUCAACUCUAGUAUCCCAUAACGAUAGACAGUACACAUAAGAAGAGCACUGCAGGAUCAGGCUGGUGACCCUGUGGGAAACCCGUAAGCAAGACAUGAAAGCAGGACUUGUGAUUCCCAGCAACAGAUAUUCACAACUUCAUAACAAUAUCAUUUAUAUGCAGUUGGGUAACUGUCCUACAACUGGAGGCUGCUUUUAUUCUGAAGUUUUCUCAUUUGGUUUAGAAGAUGAGACAGUGAGACUUCUGUAUUCAAGGCGGAGAUGUCAAGGUUAUAGCUCUGCCCUUGGGCAUAUACAAGGGCAAUCUAAUGCAUUCCUACUUGGGAAUAGGUCCUACUAAAUGCAGUGAGUUGCAUUCAACCUAGUGCAUGCCCCCUAAAUCUGUUCUGCGGGGUUUCCACAACCUUCCCAAGCGGAUUUGGGGAUGCCGCAGGACAAGGAGAGGGUGAAAGCUCUAGUACAUAAACUGUUCUGCUUGCACAUUUUUAAAGUUAAAUACCGUAUUUUUCCAUGUAUAAGAUGCACCCGUGUAUAAGACAACCCGUAUUUUUUAAACCCAAAAUUAAGAAAUUAACUUGUUUAGCUUUUUGGGGGGUUGAGGGAGGUCACUAUCGCCAAUCGCUCACCCGCCUUCCCGCCACUGCCAAUCGCUUCCCACAGCCACUGCCUGUUGCACACCUCACCACAGCCACCAAUUGCCCGCCCAGUUGCCGCCACCAACAGCCCACCCACCCACUUUCCACAACCGCCAAUCGCCUGCCCAAUCUCCUGCUUGCUGCUGCCAUUAAUGGCACAUCCCCCCCCCCUGCAUUCAUUAUCUGUGUAUAAGCCGACACCCAAUUUUUGUCAAUUUUUAAAAAAAUUUUUUAGCAAAAAGCAUUGUCUUAUACACGGAAAAAUACGGUACCACCCGUAGCAGCUGUCUUUCCAUUGCUUUCCUGGCAUCCCAACACUGUCGCUGCCACUUAUGGACGGAGUGAGGGGUGGGGAGCUCAGUGUGGUGCAGUGCUUAGUGGCAGGAGUUUUGGUUGGCUGCAUAGCAGCCACACCUCACCCCCCCAUCUCUCUUGGUAAGCAGCAGUGUUGAGAUGCUGGGAGGGCAACACAGCCCACCCGCUCUGUGCCACUGGCCACUCCUAGAGAGAACCCUGCCUGAAACCUCAGCAGGCUCAAUGUAAACAUUACUGAGCUAGAUGGGCCAAUGGUCUGACUUAGAGUAAGGCAGCCUCCUAUGUUAUGUUCUUAUGAAGGAAGAGAGUCCACUCUCACCAGUGUCACGCCUGAAUCUUUGCAUCUUGAAAAUUCUGUUGCACCUUUCAGCCAGCUUUGGGGACUGGAAUUAAGCCGUUUGGGACAGAGUUUAGGCUUUAGGAAAUAUUAAGCUUUGAAAAAAUAUAUAGAAAGCUAAAAAUGUACCAUAUUUUUCACUCUAUAAGACGCACCAGACUACAAGACGCACCUAGUUUUUGGAGGAGGAAAACAAGAAAAAAAAUAUUCUGAAUCUCAGAAGCCAGAACAGCAAGAGGGAUCACUGUGCAGUGAAAGCAGCAAUCCCUCUUGCUGUUCUGGCUCCUGGGAUAGCUGUGCAUCCUGCAUUCACUCCAUAAGACACACACACAUUUCCCCUUACUUUUUAGGAGGGAAAAAGUGAGUCUUAUAGAGCAAAAAAUACGGUAUUUAAAAACCUUUAUUUAUACAGUAUACCUGAAGGAGCGUCUCCACCCCCAUCGUUCAGCCUGGACACUGAGAUCCAGCGCUGAGGGCCUUCUGCUGGUUCCCUCAUUGCGAGAAGUGAGGCUACAGGGAACCAGACAGAGGGCCUUCUCGGUAGUGGCGCCCGCCUUGUGGAACGCCCUCCCAUCAGAUGUCAAAGAGAUAAAAAACUACCUGACAUUCAGAAGACAUGUUAAGGCAGCACUGUUCAGGGAAGUUUUUAAUAUGUAACGCUGUACUGCUUGGACAAGUGAAACCGACUUGAUUUUUAACACUUGAUUGGGAGCCGCCCAGAGUGGCUGGGGAAACUCAGCCAGAUGGGCAGGGUAUAAAUAAUAAAUUAUUAUUAUAAAUUAUUAUUAUUAUUUAUAGAAAAUAAUUGUUUUCCCUGCCCUUCCAAUUCCUACUGCGGUGUAGUAGUUCGACAGGGACCCGGGAGAGACGGGUUCAAAUCCCAACUCGGCCAUGUAGCUUGGGCCUCGUCACUGUCUCUCCACCUAAUCGACCUCACAGGGUUGUUGUGAUGAUAAAAUUGGGGUGGGGGAGAACCAUGUGUGCCAGUUUUGAGUGCUUGGAGGAAAGUUGGGAUAUAAAUGUAAUCAUAACAACAACAACAAUUAGGAUGAUAAAAAUUAGUUUGAAAUUAUUUUUGUGUUUGCUGUAAUAUAAGCUAUAGGAAGUGGGAAGAGGUAAGUAAGAAAAUGUGAUUGUUAUAAGAAUGGAAGGCAUGAGUUUUGAAGGGGUGGUGAUUUUGGGCAGGGAGGAUGAAGGCAAGCAUGCAGAAGUAGAGGUAAAGUAGAAGGACUAGAAAUAAUACAGGAUGCACUUUGGGGAGAGGUGAAGCACUGGGAAAGAAGAGUUAAUGUUUAGUAGGUUCUGUUAGGAAUUUCAGACUGCAAUCCAGUGCUCUCUCUCUUGGUAAUAAGUCCCAUUAAAACAGUGGGCCUUCCUUCCGAGCCAGUCUGAUCAAACAGCCAUAGGAUGGGAAUCCUGUUUCUCCUUGUAUUCAAAACUUUGGAAAUACUAUGUAUUAUUUUUGACCUUAAUGUUUAGUUCUUUUUUUAAAGCAUUCAUAAACGUCUGGUCCUUUUAUAUAUAUGUUUUGCUUAAUAUGGAUAAAGUGUUAGCUUUAAAGAAGUAGUUGAUGUGGAAGUUGAAUUAGAUUUUCAUAAUCAUAGGAUGAAUGAUCUGAGUAAAAUAAAAAUCAGAGUGAGGGAAGGCUUGACUCAUUAAACACUGUGUGACUCAAAUAUUUUCCCCUUAUGCUUUAGUUUCUCACAUGGUCAUUGAGGAAGUGAGCUGCAUACAGAGCCACCUCGAAAUUGAGAAGACAUGCCGUGAAAGUGCAGAAGCUCUGGCUACUAAGGUAAGAAUAUGUAUUUUAUUUUUCCUCUCUGUGGAACACCUAAUCUGAGGGUUUAUGAAACAAUGAUUCAUCUUUGGCUGGUAAGCUUAGGUCGCAUAACAGUGAUGCUGAUCCUUUGUAGUCCACUUGGAAGGCCCAAGAAGCUGUAAGGUCAGCAGAGGAGACUGAAACUACAAUCCUUUACACACUUAUUUAGGAACAGAAUGAUUCCUGACCCCCCCCCCCAGUAAAUACGCAAAGGAUUGCUCUCUAAUGUUGAGAUCCUGUGUACUGCUACUUGGCAGUGAGGCUCAUGAAGAGUGAGGUUUAAUAUCUGAGUUAAUAUGCAUUGUGGGCACAUUCAAAUGUGUAAGUUAUUGUGUUAGAUCCCCUGACUAAAGUGCUACUGCUUCUGUCCAUUUCCUUUCCUUUCCUUUCCCUUCCUUUUAAAAAUAUACUGUUAAAAAUUAUUAUUUUUUGCAUAGUGCUUAGGAGAGGAUGCAGUUAUGAAAACAACCUAACAGUGUACAUCAAUUGCCCAAAGAGGUGUAAGAAGCCAUGUCCAGACAAGCACAUUCAGACAUAUGUUUUCCUUUCACACUGCAGUACCUAUAGCAUUAUGGAACUGUGGCUUUUUAACCAAGACACCAGGAUGUUGUGCUAAAUUUCAUUCUGUGUCAUUACUCCCCCACCCUUUCUGCACAUGUAUGUGUCUGUUCCUGCACAAUUCCCCCAUGAGACCAACAGGAAAGAACUGUAUGCCAGUAUACCACCCCAAAUUAUGUCACCUGACUCCCUCAAUUUUCUGGGUUUCUGGCUGCAAAUGAUUUGUGUUUUUCCCCCUGGAACCAAGUAACACGGAAUCAAGCACUAAAUAGGUGUCAUUAGUUUUCCAGUAGUGGCUUUUACAUUGUGUGAAGGCUCAAUUGUAAUAUGGAAAUUAACAGUUAGGGAAAUGUCAGGGAAAUGGAAUAAACAGGUGUGUGGAUGCAGCCAGUAUGUCUUGCACCCAGGAAGGGUGUGCCCAGCCCCUCCCAAUCUGACACCCCAGUAUAUAUGUGCAAUCAGUUCCAUACUUGUCAGUGCUGAAGGAUGUGCCCUCAGACAGAUUCAGUGCAUGACAAAAUUCCUACAUGGAAAGCACUCCAAUGUAGAAUGUGGCCCGCAACUUAAUGAAAAAUAGUCAUAUUAUGAUUAUAGAUGCUUCUGUUUUGUCACAUAUACAUAUGCAGGGGAGUUGUCAGGGUCCAAAUACGUGUGUGCAGUCAUGAUAUGUGACAAUCUUGAGUUUUAUGUUAUUUCUGAUAAAAAAGAGCUUUAUGAAACAGCCCUGAAUUUGUUUGCUUGAACCAGGAAGCGGGGAGAGGAUGGGAAGUUGACUGUUUACUUUUGGACGUAAUAAAGGAUUUUUUGCUUUCUUUCUUUCACGCAAUGCAAUAUGUGUCUUAGUAUUUUAUUUGCUCAAUAUGUGCAGUCCGCUAAAGAUAGAUUUGCUUGACUGGGUUUUCAAGCUUUUAAAAAAACAAAGCAAAAAAAGGAUAAUUCAUUGAAUGUUUACUUUUUUAUUCUGCCUCCCUUCACCACUACCUCCCACAUACCAUUUUAUGCAUCUGGGUUAACUGAUAAACAAGUUUAGAAAUGUCCUGAGUGUCUGUGACAUGAAAGAAUAAUGAGCAUUUCAGUGUGUGAAUCAAAUGGAAAAGUCAGCCAGAGUAUUACAUUUCAGGUGAUUGUUUAUGAAAGCAAACCGUGGAGCAAGCAAAAGGUGACCUGUACUGCUCUGUUGAUUGCAUCUAGGUUGAUGAAUUUACCAAGUAUAUAAUUUUCUAUAUUCCAUCUCAUCAGAAGUGCAUUAUUAUUAUUACAGAGUGUUUUUAUCUCUUCAUGGAUACACACACACACACACACACACACACACACACACACACACGGUUGUGAAUAACACAUCUGAGCCACUUCAUAAUCAGAAAAUGGAUUGUGGCAAUUUUGAGCCAAAUUUCAUUAGCAAUGCUGGCUAGUCUGUGUGCAUUUGUGCACGCCCCUCCCCCCCGCAAAAUCUCAAAGUACUUCUUCAGAUGUAGCAGAAAUCCCACCAGUAGGAAAUCUUUUUUAAUUCAGAUUCAUUAGCAAUGUACUUUCUGGAUAUAUUAACUUAAUUGUUUGCAUAAUGAUACUACAUUAGGAUUCAUAAUAUAGUCAAUCAACAUAUAACUAAGAAAAUGAAUUUAUGACUGUAACUAUCCUUUCUUUCCAUUCUUUGCAUGGAGUGACACACUCUGACAGCUAAGAGACUAGCACCUUCCUCUUUGGUUUGCUAUGUCAAAGCUGACUCACUCUUCGACCAACCCUGGAAGGGUUUCUCACAUUUUCUGUCUAGAUCUUUAGGAGUGAAACACACUUAGAGAAACUAGCAGUGCAGGGUGACUGGGAAGAUCUCCCUCUUUCAAACGUCUAGGUUGAGGAUUUGUGAUUGAGGACAAGAGUGGUGAUCUCUUCUUACUAUGUGGCGUCCCUUACCAGGAAAAGAAGAUCUUGUGUCUUAGGGCUCAUUCAUGCUUCCACUUUCCCCCGUGCCUAGAAAGAAUGGGUCCAAGUGGUUUUCUGCUUGUCCUCUGCUUUCCUCUGCUCUUUAGUGCUGAAUCAGAGCAAAUGUCAAUCUGCAGAAAACCAGAUUGACAUUUCAGCAGUAAAGACAGCUAGCUUCCUGAGGGGAAAGCAGCAGGACAAGUGGAGUCUGGAUGACUUUUUGCUAUUAUAAAUGUUGGACAGGGGAGGUUAUGAGAAAGCACAAGUGCCUUGUGUCCCCUUGGUGAUUCUUGAUAUAAUUCAAAAUAAAAGUUGGAUAUCUCCCAUGGUCAGAUCUGCAAGCUGUCCUUGCAUUGUGACCUUGUGCAUCUCCCAAUGGGGGUGGUUCCAUUUUUUAUCAUACAGACAGAACAAACACAAGGAAUGGGGAAUGCCACCUGUUAUGGAUCAUGUGGUCCAUAACUUUGUAAGAUAGAUUCAUUUUCUUUUAGUUGAUUGCCUGUAUAGCUUUACAUUGCUUGGCUGCCUUGCUUUGAUGGGUUUAAAAGAGAUUUAGACAAAUCCAUGGAGGAUAAGGCUGUCAGUGGCUACUGACCCUGAUGGCCAUGUUCUAGACCAGAGCUUUCCAAACUCUGUGUUGGCUGGAGUGUGUAGGUGUUUUGUACUAACACUCCUUCACUCCUCCCAGGGCUGGAAAUAGGUUGGCUUAACCCCUGGUUUGCUAGUAAAACUGAAUUACUGUGUCACGAAAUGAUAUGUGUAUAAAAAGUGUGUCAACAACAGGAAAAGUUUGGAAAGCUCUGUUCUAGACUGCUGGAGUUUGCUUCUGAAUACCAUUUGCUUGUAGCAGCAGGAGGAAAAGUGCUGUUGUAAUAAUUUAUUAUUACGGUCAGAGACCAGUAAAGAGUGCUGUUGCACUCAGGUCCUGCUUGCAGGCUUUGCAUGGGCAUCUCGUUGGCCACUAAGAACGGGAUGUAGUACUAGAUGGGGCACUGGCCUGUUCCAGAAGGACUCUUCUUAUGCUUGAAUAGAGGAUAUAAUUGUUGGAAAAAUGCUCCUCUGAGCGUCUCCGGAAUGGCAUGUCCCUUCAUCUCCAGAGUGCCUCUCUGCGACACUUUUCAUAUGAAAAGUGCACACAAGUCUUGUAGCAUCAUACAGCAAGAAGAAAGAAACAUCCGUAGAUCUAAACUACAUUUUAUUUACAUUCUAUACAGACAAUCCAUAAUCACGUCUGUGUUCUCCAAGCUCUGGCAGAACAACUGUUGCAUACUGCAAAAGUGAAACCACAGUUACAAUAACACACUCAGACGGAAGAGAUAAGACAGUCUUCCAUUCCCACACUCUUCUCAGACAUCUCAUGUGACUUAUACUAAUCACACUAGCAGCAUCGGCUGCAUAAAAUAUCCUAACAAUAAUUGCACUUGUUCAGUUAUCUAUUUUAUAUAUCCUCUACACUAUACUACAGAGACAGGCAAGCUUUUUUCCCUGCCAAGGGCUGCAUUCCCUUGUGGGACAGCAGUAAGGGACCACAUACAGCAAUGAGCGAAACAUGGGUAGGGACUGAGCAAAAGGUGGGCUAGGCCACUCAUCUAUUAUUAUUAUUAUUAUUAUUAUGCCACCUGACUGGGUUGCCCCAGCCACUCUGGGCAGUUUCCAGCAAAAUAUAAAAACUCAAUAAAACAUCAAACAUUACAUGUCAAACCGAGAAGGCCCUCUGCCUGGUUCCCUGUAACUUCACUACUCACAAUGAGGGAACCACCACAAGGCCCUCAGAGCUGGACCUCAGUGUCUGGGCUUAACGAUGGGGGGUGGAGGCACUUCUUCAGGUAUACAAGACUGAGGCUGUUUAGGGAUUUAAAGGUCAGCACCAACAUUUUUGUUUUCUGUCAUCUCUUUUUCUCUCUUUCUGCAGCUCCUUUCUCUUUUUGCUGCCACUCUUUCCCUUGUCUCCCCAUCAGCUUCCAACCUGAAUGAAACUGAUUCACCCAGCCCUAGCUACAAAACCAGAUCCAGCUAUAUACUGUGUUUCAAGAAACUGGAGGCUGCCAGUCUCUCCCCCACCCUAAUCAAUCACUAUUAUGUGAGGACCUGUCCAAGAAAUCAAAACUAAUGUAACCCCUGCCUGCUACAGACAGAGAUCAUGCAAGUUUGGGAGAGUUUACCAAUCAAUUUGGGCAAGGCCAUGCUUGCUGUUAUAACACUGUCCAUGUGUGUGGCAGAAAUUGUGCCUACAUUUCACAAUUCAAGGGUUUCCAGUAUCACAUGGGGUACAGCUAGGAGCAGGGUAGUUGCUAUGUCUUCAGGAAUGCAUUGAAACUUUUCAGAUUUUUCAGAAGUGGAUGGGGAGGGACCUGUCCAUCAGCCUGUUCUCUGCACCUGCACUGAUUUUUAUUAUGCAUGCUUUCUGCAUUAUUAGGUCUAUGGCAGCCUCUUACACAACUUGUAAUACAGAAUAAUUUAGGGGGGAAAGCUAUGCAAGCCACUGAGCCCCCUCCACACCAAGUUGCAGGAUUAUGAUACUUGUCUCUAUCUUGCAUAGAUCAUGGAGACUGCCUGCUAUGAUUUUAGCAGGUGUUUUCAGGGUUGCCCUAAGUGAACCAUGUCCUCAUUUGUAAGGCUUGGCCAUGCUAGUAUGUAGUAUUUUAGUGCAGUGCAUAUUUCAGAAUAUGACAAAAGCAUGGCAUAUUAUAAGGGCUCCCAAUGUGCAAAUGAGUAGGAUAAUCUUGUCAAUUUCUGCUCUUUUGGUUUUAUUAAACAUUGGAACUUGACUCCAUAUUUAUAAAACCUCUUCCAUUGCUGAUCUGGAAUAAUCAUGGCUGCUGUGAACACUUUCCUUCUGUUCAUGAAAAUGUACAUUCAGGGGCAAAAACAGUAGAAAUGAAAGGAAUGGAGAGUGCUAAAAUAAGCAUAGUGAUUGUCUAGCAUAGUCUUUCUGUUCUCUCUCUUGUUCUGCUGACCUCCUUUCAAAAUUGAUUUUUCAGACUCUUUAUGAAAACCUUUCUUUUUCUCCUAACCCCCACCCCACCUCCAUUUCUGCAAAACUUUUCUUUGAAAUUCAGAGAAUCAGUGCAGCUUUCUGUGGUUUAAGUCAGGUAAGCCAUUUAAUCUUGAAUCAAGAUGCUUACUGGACAACCACACUUAAAAACAAUGCAGAGGCAGGGCAGCCCUACCAUUAGAUAUGAUGGGGCAGUUGCCUCUGGUGGCAGGUGCUGUGAGGUGGGGAGAGCAGCAUUAUGAAUGUAGAGGAUAGAGAGGUGUGUUCCAUGUGGCCUGCCUCUGCCCCUCUGAUCUUACCUGCUGGGUGGAGGACAUUGUCCAUUCCCCAAAAUGGCCCACUCCAGAGUUUAAGUAAAGCUAGGUAGCACCUAGAGCAGGGCUGGGCAACCUUUGGCCCUCCACACAUUGCUGAACUACAAAUUCCAUGGCCACGAUAGGUGGGAUUGAUGGGAGGUGGAGUGCAACAACAUCUGGUGGGCACCAGGUUCCCCAGCCCUGACCUAGAGGUUCACUUCCUCUGGAGUAACUCUUUCUGUUGGACAAAGGGAACUGCUGGAUACAACCCAUUGCUCUGCUUCUGAAGUCUGAACAUCCCACUCUACUCCAGCCACCAGAAGCUGUUUUUUCUUUCUUUCUGAAACGCUUGCUUGACACACUCCUCAGUCCCAUCUCAGCGAGUGUUUCAGAUUCGUAUCAUUUAUGCUUGGUGGCCUUGGGAUGACGGACAUGUUCUAUUUCACUUAAGAAAGGAAAGAGAAAGGGCUUUUUUGUUUUAAGCAACAGAGUAUGUGCUUGGAAUUUUGUAGCUGAACAAAGAAAACAAGACUCUGAAAAGAAUCAGCAUGUUGUACAUGGCAAAACUGGGGCCGGAUAUAAUCACUGAAGAAAUAAACAUUGAUGAUGAAGAAUCGUCCACAGAUACGGAAGGUAGUCCAGGGGCAUGUAACUCGGUGCUUUGCCAGCAGACGAUAAAAGGUGGGUGCUUCUGAAUUAGGGUGGGGUGCCUUUUCAAAAAGUGAGCAUGAAUCAAGUUGAGUUGUACUGUAAUGAGUAAAUGUUUGUCUAGUUGUAUAAGAGAUUUUAGAUGCAUAAUGGGCUUCCAGUAGGAUUUGAAACCAACAAAUAGGGCCCAGACAGAGAUGAAAUUUUCAUCAUUCAUGGGCUCUUACUUUGGACUGGGUCCAAAGCUGGCUUUUACUGAGUUAGCCACUGAUCCAUUUAUUAUUAUUAUUAUUUCAAGAAUUUUGUGUUUUUAUAGUGUAAACCACCCUGUGAUCUUUGGAUGAAGGGCUGUAUAAUAAUAUAUAAUAAUAAUCGGGCAGCAGCUUUUGGGGUUUUCAACAGGAAUCUUUUGCAGCCAUACCUGAACAUGCCAGGGAUUGAACCUAUGACCUUUUGCCUUCAAAGCAUGGGCUUUACUACCGAGAACUGCAGCCCUUUCUAAGGGAUGCCUGGUCUCUAGGGCAGGCUGAGAGAUUCAUGGUGCACUGCUGAGCUGAACUCAAAACAGUUGAGAGCCUGCUGCAUCAGGCCAAUGGCCAAUUAGUUUAGCAUCCUCUUCUCAGAGGCCAGCCAGAUGCCUGUGGAAACCCUGCAAGCAGGAUCCGGGCACAAGAGCACUCUCCCCUCCUGUUUUUCCCAGCAACUGGUAUUCAGAAGCAUUACAGCCUCUGAAUUUCUGGCUUUUCAGACUAUGAUGUCUCUGCAAUGAAAAUCAAACUAAGACAAAGGACCAGACAUGGCAAACUUGUAAUGGUAUCUGCAUGUAAGGCACCUGCCUUCUUAAUAAUUUAAGAACCUAUUGAUGACCGAUUCUUCAGCUUUUCCUGCCGGUGUCUGUCUUUGUGUGCUUAUUGUGUGUGUUUUUGUCUCAAAUGAAAAACGAACUCUUCCCACCACCGCUCUUGAAAAUGUAGAUCUGCGGGAUCAAAUUAUAUCUCUUCAGGAGGAAAAGAAGGCCUUAGCCAUUGAGCUGGAAAACCUGAGGAGCAAAUUAGAAGAAGAAAUUGUGGAUGUAAGUAUUGUGUCAGGAAAGCAGAGAGUUGGUGAAUGUGACGUUGACUUUUUGUGCCUAGUUUUUGGUUUAUGACUGUCCACUGUUAAUUGGAUAAUACCUAAUCCCACAGGUUCAUCAGGAUUGUUAACUGCUUCUUCUUUUUUAAGGGUGGGAGGCUUUCCGUUGUCCGCUUCCCCUCUGAAAUAUCUAUUUUCCUUUUGACGAAUCAUUGUCUGUUGGAUCCUAGAAAAAGGAAUGUGGUAAACAAUAAUUUGUAUCAGCAUCUGAGUGUUUGUGCACUCAGAUGGAUUGCCCCUGUUAUUACAAACUAACCAGACUCCAGUGCAGUCCCAUACGAGGGCUGAACACUGGGGCUUUUAUGGUAGUUUGGGAGGGUUAACCUCUCCCAACCAACUUUUUGUCAGGUCCAGUGUCAGGAUUUUGGAGCUUUGUAUCACAACCAUCAGCUGGCCUCAAAAUCCGUAAGAGGAGAUGAAGGCAGAAAGUAUGACUCAAAAGCACUCUUAACUUCACCAAAGUGGAGAUCAGCAACCCCCUCAUUGCUGUUUGAUGCUAUUGUAUUACCCUGUACAAAUCUGCAGCCAGAGAGAGACUUAGCUGUGUGUCUAUUAGCCUCCUGCCCCCUCCAUCUCCCACAAGCGAUCUUGCUAGCUAAGAUUCUACAUCCUUGUAUACAAGGGCUUUAAAAUCUUGCUGUGUAUGAAGUACUUAUUGCUACUUCUCAGCUCUCGGUUAUUAUUCAGUAAAGCAUUUUAAGGUAUUCCAGCUGUUUCUGUGCAGCUUUGGUUGGUAUGCUGAGCAAACAUAUUAAAAAGUAAAUUCCUUUGAAACCAAGGCAUGUGUCAGAGUAACUUAAGUUUUCUCGGUUAGCUAGAAAAAUUAUGAGCAAAAACUUCUUACAGGCACAUCAGCAAGAGCAGAAAAGAACACGGAAGAACUCUGUACAGGCCAAUACCUAAAUGAAAUACCAGUGUUAGCAUAUUGGUUGAGUUACAGCCAAGUCUCAUACCAUGUAAAUCAUUAAGUGUUUUUGUUUUCCUGAUGAUCUCUGUUAUGUUUUAUGCUCAGUCAGUAGAGCAUGAGACUCUUAAUCUCAGGGUUGUGGGUUCAAGCUCCACGUUAGGCAAAAGAUUUCCUGUAUUGUAGGGGGUUGAGUUAGAUGACCCCUGUGGUGCCUCCCAACAUUUCAGUUCUAUGAUUCUAUGUCUUCCCCUACUACGCAGGCAAAUAAAGUCAAAGAAGAAAAUGCAGUCUUGGCAGCCGAAGUUCAGAAGCAGCAGAAGGUGUUGGAAAAAUGUAACCGAAGUACGUACGUUUGCUUCGUAGUCAUCUUCUCCUCCAGUUUGCUUUCUCAGCACUGCCAUUUGGAGAGCCUUGUUACUGCAGUUCUUCUCCUAUAUAGAUGCAGCAAGGCCCAAGUCAGAAAACAUAUCAUCUAGUUUUGUGUACUCUUUUUAAAAAAUCUUCUUGGUUUUAUUUGAAUAUUAUUUAUAAUUGUUGUAUAUUCUUUUUAUGUACACUGCUUAGGAUUUAUAAAAAAGUAAUUAGUUUAUAAAUUAUUGUAAGUAAAUAAAAUAAAAGCCAGAAUCAGGGGAGCAAGGCUGAUCCAACAGACUCUUCUUACGUUCUUACCUAUAGAACAGUUUUCUCCAUUACUAAACAUUAUCAAUACAUAGCUCCCAGCCCCACAAGUUGAUUGCAAAACACUGGUUCAUGAAAUUGGGGCCAAGCCUGCUGGCUAAAAUUACCCAGAAUGUGCACAGAUAUUGUGCAGGCUCUUUCGUAUUGUUCUGCCCACACAGCUCAACCGGGACUUGAAAGUAGUAACAAUCAACUCUUCAAAAUCUCUUAAUGACUGCUCACAAGCCCUGAUUUUGCAGCAUACUUCAGCUCUAAGAGUCAGUUUUCAGAAUAAUGGCAUAGAAUUUCAAAAUCUAUAUACUCAGUAAAUCCACUGUGUGCCUGGAAGCACUCCCUCGCCGGAGCCAAAACAGUCAAAGCACCAUGGAAAAGGCCCUUUGCAAUAUGAAUUACAAACUGCCAAGAGGCAACCAAUUUUCAACUUGCAUUUCAUAAGGAAAGCUGUGACAGUGAGGAAGAUUUAAAAGAGAUUUGCUGGGCACCGCCAGAAUUUUGUACCCGAUCUGCACUGCCAGAAUAUUGCAAACCAAGAAUCAGGCCUAGUUGCAAAACUCAGUCCUAAUGACCUGCAGUGGGUCAAAGCUGGAACUGGUUAGGACACCCUCUCCUUAUUGUCUCACUGCCUUUUUGCCCCUCCCCAUCUACCUUCCAAUAAGCAGCAGUGAUGCUACCAAUCAGGUGAGCGAGGCCAGCCCACAAUGCUGUUUUAGAUUUUGUUUAGAUUGGGCUUAGAUUGUGUAUAUCUGGCUUCGGUGAAAGGCAAAUUAUAAAUACUUCUAAUAAAUAACAACAAAUCUUUGUUCUGGGAAAAACGCAAUACAUGUUUCCUUACCCCCAGCGAAGCUAUUUGCACAGAAGCCAGUCUUCCACCCCACUGCACUACAGUUCUGGGAUUAUUUAUCCACUAAUGCAGUAUUGCAGCUAAAGCUUUUAUGGUGGCAUGCAACCAUAAAUCUUGUGUAAUCUUGUUUCAUGGCAUGAUACAACAUGUCAUUUUGAAGUUUAUAUAUUUGAUGCACUUUGUAUGUGAAUUGCAAUGGCUUGCAGCUGAUGGUCACUUUUAUUUUGCUUCCUAAUUUGUUGUUCAUCUUUGUGUGUUGUUAUGUGUUGUGGUGUGUUUGGAUUUGUUUUGUCUUUUUUGUGCUUUAAAUAGUGUCUGUACUGGCAGUAGAAGAAUAUGAAGAGCUGCAAGUAAACUUUGAAUUGGAGAAAGAUCUGCGACAGAGAGCAGAAUCCUUUGCACAGGAGGUAUGUAAGCCAACAGAAUCUACAGAUUAAAUCAGGUUUUGAAACAUGGAUUUUAAAAAAUGACCUAAGUAAGGAAUGAAGGUUAUAUAUGCCACAGACAUUAAAUAUGUGCAGCACACAAACAGUCUAGAAUAAGGUGGGGGAGGGGUGUAUUCAUAAGUAAACAAAAGCCAAGAAACAAUGGUCAUCAGUUGGGGGAAUGUUUGUUAUUAUUAUUUGUCCUUUGCAAUAAUGGUCAAUAUUUUACAGAAUGUAUUUUUUUAAUGUAAGAAUACAACAUUAAAAUCAGUUAAGACCAUUUGUAUGUAUGUGUCCAGUCAAUCUGUCAAGGUUCAUAUAUAUGCCACAACUGUAGUAUUUGUAGAUUGUAUGUCUACACAAUUGUAUAUUUUAGCUUGAUACAGGUUUUCUGAAGUAAAGGGCCAUUUACUCCAUAGCGGCUUCUGUUUAUUUAUAAAUAAAUACUGUCUUCUUUCCACUCUGCAGAAGGGUGUACAUUUAUCAUGCUCGUUUUAAGAGUGUCUAGUCCCAGAAUCAGACUAGAGUGCAUCUGUGGCCUUGACCAUAUUUCUGUGACACUUUGGUGUCCUUUUGUGUAGUGCAUGCUUUUGGGUAUGCACAGGGGCUUGCAGGAAACAAAUUAUUGUGUUAAAUUGGAGGCCAGUUAUGAAGUUUGCCAUGUGGCUUAUCUAUCAGCAUUGAAUGUGGCUUAUCUGUAAAGCUGGGGCUUCAUGUGGUAUAUACUAUAUGCUCUCUGGGUUGUGGGUUGGGGUCCUAAUCUGUAAAAUGCACUCAGCUUUUGCUUCAGGGUGGCACCAUAACUCUGUGGUAGAGCACAUGGCUUACAUGCAGCAGGUCUCAGGUUUGAUUCUGCAUGUGGGGUUGGCAAAAACCCCGGGGAGGUUCUUAAACGAGCAAUGCAAAGAAAUAGAGGAAAGAUCAGCUACUUGUUUUAAACAAGAAAAACUUGCAAAAGCACCACGCUUUCAUUUUGAAAACAUGAGUAUCUUGGUUCAGUAGGCAUAGCUUGAUUUUCAGAAGCACUGAACUUCCGCAUCACAAAAUAGAUUUUGGUGAAAUGUAAUCAUCAUGUGCAAGAAAUAGCUCAGGGCUUCAGAAUACAGCCAUAUGCUUAUGACGUGUUGGAUUUCACAUUUCAUUGCCUUGGGAAAUUGGCGUUAGACAACAAGUUCAGGAAAAUUUUUGUUUCAUUUUGUUUCAUUCAAGUUAGCGUCUUGCUAGUAUUUGAAAGCUUGUCUCUUAUAAAUUUAAUGCAGGCAAGCAGAUGCUACAAAAUGUACCGAAUUCUUUCAUAAAAAGUCUCUCUUGUCCAUUGCAAUGCUAACUUUAGAAACCCACCAGUCUCGCAUUCAAAUGAAGUUGAACUUGUUCAAGUCGGGAUAGAGGUGCUCAUCUUACCACACCUGUUGCAAAAUCACUUGCUAAUGUUGAAUUGAAUGACACUAUCAGAUUAAAUUUAAAGCACAGAUAUUAUCCCAUAAAGGUAUGGAGGUGCGCUUGAGAAUAUGUGGGUGAUAUCUGGCAGCAGCGGAGCUAGCCGAUCGGGAGCCUGGGGCGGGGCCAGCUGCCCGUGGGGCCUCCAAGGCGUCUGCCUUCCUCCUCCCACUCAGCCGCCCUACAACUGAGGGGGAGGCAGCAGGCGGACCGUUUGGGGCAGUGUGGAGCCUGCGGGCGCCCACGCCACCGCAUCACUCCCAGGAGAGAUGCGUGGCUUAAGCGUGCUGCAGGCUCCGUGGUGAUUGCCACCCGGCAUUUUGUCACCCCCCUCAAUGAUGACACCUGGGGCAGACCACCCCUCCUGCACCCCCUUCUCCUCUGCCCUUGAUAUUUGGUGCAGCCUGACACUGAGGGUGUAUGUGGGUUGGGAGCUAGGAAAGUUCCGUUGACCUGCCUAUCAUUUUGCUCAAUUUGACUGCCUAUGUGUAAGUAAUAAAGGUUCCAUACACAAUUUAAUAUGUGCAUAAUACAGUUAUUUUUAAAGUGCAAUGCCUUUACUUAUCUUGGUUACUUAGGAUGCCCUUGUCAUUGUGCAACACUUGGCAGACAUUGUAUUUAAAAUCCAGUAUUGAACAUUUGCAUACAAAAGGUCAAAUGCUGUUAUCUGCUUCCUCCACCCCCCCUCAACAGUAGAGGAAAACGCUUAUAAUUUCCGACAGCCAUGACCUCCUUGUAUAAGAAUGUUGCUCCUCUCAUGAGAUUGCAUGCUAUUGAUUCAGAGAUAUCAAUGGGCUUUUUUAGUGACGAGCUCCACAAUAACUCUCAUUUAGAUGCAUUAAUGGCCUUUGGGUUAUUUUGUAAUAACUCUUCCAUUAAUAUGUGACGUGUCUCUAAAUGGGUUGAAAAACCUGCACUUAUGAAAAGAUUCUUAUGUAUAGCCUAGUUCGCAAAGGAUGGGAGCAAGGGGAUUUGCUAUGUGACUAUAAUUAAUGUAACACCCCAUAGCUUCAGUUGUCAUAUACAGGAAUUGGGUGAGGUCAGGGGACAAAUACAUUAGCCUUAGAAUCUGAAACCUGUCACCUGCAGAGUAUAAUGGAAGAUUCAGCUUAUUGGAGGGAGAGUGCCAAGGAAUUCCAUUGUAAAGGAAUCUAAUAUUUGUCAUACUAUGGAGCCAAUCAUAUGGCAAGAUCUGCUGGGUUGAGAAGCUUAGAAUGCAGUUGAUCUCCUGCUCAAUCAGCUGAUUUUAGUCUCAGCUGUCAUUAAGUCCCCAUUUGUGACUCAGCCGAAAAUACAUCGGUGUAACUUGCUCAUUCUGGCUUAGCCAGGUAAGCCACAGCUGCCUGACUUGAAACCAUUGUAAGUUCCAAAAAAGGGGUGUUCUUGGGGGCGGGACCAGAAAAGAGGAACUUAGGCUGCAUCCUAAGCCCGUUCAGCUUGGUCACAUGACCUAGUGACCUGGCAUACAACACUGUUCUUUCUGUGUUUAUUUCUUUCACUACAUUUUCCACAUGAACUCGUUGCAGUGUAGGUCCUUGUCUAUGGAACUGUGAUCAGCACUAUCCAUCAUGACAGUGUUGAAACACCUGUUAGGUUGAAGGGCGUAAGCCAAUAAAUGCCAAAAUCUACCACUCGGCCAUAUUUUACCUCAUUUGCAAACAGGUGAUUGACAAAGUUAAGAGCAGAGAGCACUGGUCAUAUUUCAGUAGAUUUAGAAAUAUAGUCAGAUCAAGUGGUGCAUGGGCUAUUUAUAAAAACAAGCAAGUGUCCAGAUAUCUGAUUUCGUUUCCGUUUUUGUUUAAUGACGUGUUAAUAAGUCAUAUAAGGGAUAGUAAGAAUCUAUCAGCCACCAUGCUGUGGUUAUUUACUGUGCUGGUAAACAAACAGCAUGGAAUUUGGACAAGAAAUAAUGUGGCAUUCUGUUUCUAAUACAGCAAUCCUAAAACACAUUUCUGCUUUUGCUGCACUACAAAUGAAUUACUUAGUCAUUUUUAAAUAAUUACUUUACUUUUUCUUUCCAUAAACAGAAGAUCCUACCUUGUGCAGAAAUAGGCAAUAUUGUCUUUCAUAUAGAUUUUUUUUAAAAAUCCCUCACCUUCUGAUACCAGGCUUAGUCUUACAUCUGUUGUUCAUUAAGAAGGAGUCUUAAUGAAGUAGGAAAGCAACUUCAGCAUAAGGAACGAAAGGAAAUUGUUAUGGAUUUUGUUAUGAGUGCUCAAAUAGAGAGACACCAUCUUUUAAAUAUAAAAGAUUAAUUUGAAAAAAUAUUUCAGUGCAGCACAUGUCCCAACUACCGUAGAUUCCGGUGUAUUAGGCGACUGGGCUUAUAAGAUGACCCCCCAACUUUUGCUGUUAAAUUAUAGAGUUUGGCCACCCGCCAAGCGCUGCCAGGGGCAGAGUGCGCACCACUCCGCUGCCUCUGCCGUCGCAACAGCAGCAGCAGCAGCCCGAGGUGAGGCGUUUGGUGGGCUCCCUCCCGGCUCCCUCCCUCCGGGAAUCCGGCAGUCCCCAUGGUGGCAGGGCAGGCGAGCCCUGGCCAAAGCUGUGCACCACCUCGCCACGGGAAGGGGAGGCUGCCACAGUUGUUGCUUCUUCGGGAGGUGGCCAGGGAUGGAGGUGGGGGGCGGCUCUUACCAGCCUUCUGCCCGUCACCAUUCCAAGUCAGCCGCCGCCACCUGCCACAACCAUACCCAGCGUAUAAGACGACCCCUGACUUUGGAGAAGAUUUUCCGGGGUUCAAAAGUCAUCUAUUACACCGGAAUCUACAGUAAUCUGAACUUCAUUUAGCUAUACCUGAUCACCCAAACGUCCUUCACAUAUUCCCGUGCAGACCAGUGGGCGGCUUGCCCUGCCGCUCCAGGUGCCGGAGCAGCUAGCUACGCCCCUGACUUCUCUGUCCCCAGAAACAAGCCAUUCGAAACUAUAAAAAAAAAUGGGGCAGUGUUUGGGGGUGGGUGGGGGACAGAUCUGAAAUUAGACAGUUCCAUAAAGAUUCCUAAGAGGAAUAGGAAGCUUCUUUUCCAGCUUUUCCACCAUUGUAAAAUAAUGCCUUUUUCCUUUGGAGCGAAUCUAAUAGAAGACUAGGCAGACUUUAGGGUACAGUCCAGUCAUUUGCUCUUAGCAUUGACCUGCUGAGAUCCUGAACGUUUCCUAGAUAGAGGAGGUGGCAAGAUUCUGGUGUGUGCUUGUAGAUUUUCCUGAUGCCUGCUCCAUCUGGAUGCUAGAUAACCAAUUACCCGGGUUUGAAUAAAUGCUGGGCAAAUGAUCUAAUUUGCAAUUUGGUCAUGUUUGGUAGAUGUUUAUUGAACAAAAAACACUGAAGCGGCAAAGUCAGCUUCUCCUGCAAAAUGCUGGCCCCGACGAACAGCUUUUGAAAGCUCUGGAUGAAAAUGCCAAGCUGAAUCAAAUACUGGAGGAAGAGAGGCUGCAACACCAGCAAAAGGUAAGUACUGUACUUUUCAGAGACUGUGGUGUGGCUUUGUUUCUGACACCUGUCUUCCCAAACUGAAGAAUAUAUAGUAAGCAGAAGUAGCUCACUGAGUGGGACAGAGCUUUGGGCCACUGUUGCUUAAUGGGAGGGAGAAGGGGAGAGGUGAGGCAAUGGGGAGGUCAGUGCAGUGCAAACACACCAACUAAGCCAGGCAUCCCCAAACUCAGCCCUCCAGAUGUUUUUGGGACUACAACUCCCAUCAUCCCUAGCUAACAGGACCAGUGGUCAGGGAUGAUGGGAACUGUAGUCCCAAAUCAUCUGGAGGGCCGAGUUUGGGGAUGCCUGAACUAAGGCAAUCUAGCACCCCUGCUAGUGUGUUUGCACUAUGGUUCCCUUUCCCCAACUCCUGUUUCUUCCUCCCAGUAAGCAACAGUGACCCACCUGCCAGGAACUAGGGUGGUGGCUCUAACCCGCCUUGCAAGCCACUUCUGUUUGUAAGUUAUCAAGUUGGUUUAAUUUAGUUUAGGUUGUCCUGUUGACAUAUCACUUCACACAUCCAGAGGGGUCCUGAAGCAAUUUACAAUAAUAAAAUUUCAAAUGCAUUAAAAAGCCAGUAAAACAUUACAAAUAUGAAACACUAAAAGUGGUCGUCCAACUAAAAAGUUGUCUAAACCAGCGUGAAAUAUCCAUCCCCUUCUGCACCAAGACAUUGUUAGUGAGAUUCUGGACUGCACAAUGAAGCUUUAACAGUGUUAACAGCAUCACAAAUAAUUGGGGGGAGGUUCUGACCAUCCAAAGUGGGUGCUGAAGGGGCUAAGCCAGAGGGGCAACGCAGCCAGCCGUUCUGGGGCUGGAAGACCGCGACUGUGAUUCCUGUGAUGCAGGGGGUUGGACUAAAUGACGUUUGGGUCCCUUCCAAAUCUACAAUUCUGUGAUUCUUUGGCUUAAGGAGAAUGCCUGGGUCUCCAGAGAGGAGCUUGUACAGUGGUACCACGGAUUAAGUACUUAAUUCGUUCCGGAGGUCCGUACUUAACCUGAAACUGUUCUUAACCUGAAGCACCACUUUAGCUAAUGGGGCCUCCUGCUACCGCGCCGCCAGAGCACGAUUUCUGUUCUCAACCUGAAGCAAAGUUCUUAACCUGAAGCACUAUUUCUGGGUUAUUGGAGUCUGUAACCUGAAGCGUAUGUAACCUGAGGUACCACUGUAAUUGUUUUGUAAACUCCCUGGUCCCCCCCCCUUUUUUUUUUUUUGCUGCUGCUGCAGCAAACUAAGGACCCGUCCACACUACCAUUUGUACUGUAAUUUCAAGUCAUGGGUCCAAGUGCUUUUAUUUGUCCCAUUGCUUUCCCCAGGGAAAUCCAUUUUUUCCUGCUGAUUCAGAACAAUCCACAAAAAGCUCAGCUGACGUUUGUUCCGAUUUAGCAGUAAACAGCGGGUUCUCCCAAGGAAAGUGGCUGCUAAAAAGAAGAAUGUAUUGGACCUAUGACUUGAAAUCAUGGGACAAGUAUGAACGGACCAUAAGUCAAAUAUUUUCCUUAGUAUGUACACCAAAUCCAGAGUCAUAGUUAAGCUCUCUCCAGACGAAUCAGGUGCUGUAAGUAAGAGCAAAUUUUGAUGCAGGUUGGCACAGUGCAGUAGUAAAAAGAACUGGGCCACGAGCUCUUCUCCAGAAGCCCCACAUGCUCAGACAGUUGUCUAAGGCAGAGAUUGGCUUAGCAUAACAAGUAAAGCAGGCCACUGAGACACCACACUGUGGCCUUUAAAAGGAGGAGGGAGCUUCUGGGUGUCUCUUCAAAUAAACAGGAAGUGUGUUAAAGAAAGCAGGCUAACAAGCUACAUAUGCAAAGUAGGUGAUACACACAUGAACAAAUGGCACCGGAAGUAUUUGGAAUAUUCUGGAGAUGAAUUAUUUGGAUUUCUAUUGGUUUGAAUUUGGUGGAGAUUUUAGCAAUCUACAGUACUGGAAGCAAUUACUAAGUUGUUUGGACAAUAGUUAAAAUUGAAGCCAUGUUAUUUCCCCCAAUUUUUAGGAAUAGUAAAAAGAAAGCAGUGAUUGCUUCAAAAGCAUAAUGCACACGUUUGUGUAUUUAUACAUUGGGAGUAAUUCCCAGAUUCUGGGAAAGGAUUGUUUUCCAAAUUUGUUCAAAUUGUGUACAGGGGCAGAGAGGUCUUUAUUUUACUGUGUCUCAGCCCUUCAACUUGACUAUUCUAUAAUUCACCCAUUGCAAACAGCAGGGGUUAAAGAAAGAGUGUUCAAAUAAUAACAUUUAACAAAGGCAACCAUUUAAUAACUUACAUUAGUGUUUUAUUUCUUGAGAUAAAAAAAACCAUGUAAGAAGGUGUACUCUCCCCUCUUUUAAAUCCUCUUUAAAACAUUUAGGCACUCCAGAAUUGAAGUGUUUUGUAAAAUAAUAAUUGACAAAACAACAUUCUAGUUGAAUACAAACCAAAUUAUGAGAUCUUCAUGGCUCUCCAAGGGGGAGAUUUUUGUCCUGUUCUUCAUAUAUUUUGAUUAACUGCUUGUGCCAACAUUGGGCUAGAUGAAUGGAUUUUCUGAUUUUAAGCAACUGUCAGGCAUCUCAGGAAAUUAACCAUGCUGCAGGUAUAAAAUCUGGCUUGUGAAAUGUGUAGUCCAUGGUUUUCAGUAGUAGUUAGAGUGGAGUGGAGUAUACAAUAGUUCAGACUGUAGCUUCAAAACAGAGUAAUAUCCAACUAAGUCAUACUAAGAGCAGACCUGCUAAAAUCAAUGAACUUGAGUUUCUCAAGUCCAGGCAUCCCCAAACUCAGCCCUCCAGAUGUUUUGGGACUAGGGAUGAUGGGAGUUGUAGUUCCAAAACACCUGGAGGGCUGAGUUUGGGGGUACCUGCUUAAGUCUAUUGAGUUCCAUGUGUCUACUCCAUGAUUAAUGAUUACUCUAAGCCUGGAGCUGGUGUGAAAUGGAAGAAAAAAAUGUCAGUUCUCUUCCUCUGUUGAUCUGCCCUCGGAAGACUUAGGAUGCAGUCAUGGAUCCCACUCUCCCCUGACCACUCUGAGGAUUGCAUUAUAAAAUUGCAUUAUAAAACUUGGAAAUUCUGGAGUAGAACAGAUUUUUAAAAACAAACAAACAAACAACCCAAUACAUCCAUAAAUGCUACAAAUGCUUCCUCAUUUCAAGCAUGUUUUUUAAACCUUGAACUAUUAAGUACUGGGUUUGAAUAACAACAUUUAGAGUAUGGUGGUACCUCAGAAGUCGAAUGGAAUCCGUUCCGGAAGUCUGUUCAACUUCCAGAACAUUCAGAAACCAAAGCACAGCUUCUGAUUGGCUGCAGGAAGCUCCUGCAGUCAAUCGGAAGCCUCGUCAGAUGUUCACGUUCCAAAGAACGUUAGCAAAACGGAACAUUCACUUCCAGGUUUGUGGCGUUCAGGAGCCAAAACGUCUGAAUACCAAGGCAUUCGGGUUCCAAGGUUCGGCUGUAUUCCUGUUGAAUAUUGUCAGGAUCCCAGUUUUUCUACUGCCAGAUAAUUUUUUGUGUUCUAGGGAAUUAUUAGCUUGACUUGGUUGGGUGUGCUUCUUUGUUAAGUUGGUGGGUGGGACAAAACAAGAUCUUGAUUUUCAUUGCAAUUUUGUAUUUGUCCAUAACAGGUUGAAGAACUGGAGGAACAAUUAGCUAACGAAGUCUUGAAUAAGGAAAUCAAAUCCCUUAAACAGCAGCUAGAACUUUUAGAAGAAGAUAAAAAGGAAUUAGAGGAAAAAUACCAGAGUGCUGAAGAAAAAGUUAAAAACCUAAAGCAUUCAGGUAAAAUAUUGAAUAAAUUUGAUACCGUAUUCAAUCUUAGUAUGAUGGCUGUAAAACAGAUAGAAUUAAAUGUGAACUCCAGUUAAGACAUAACCAUGUGGUUUCAUGAUAAUCAGUGCUCGGAAUUUCCAAGCUUUAUUUGUGACUAGAACUUCAUAAUGUUUUGUAAUGUAUGUUUACAAAAGAAAGCAAUCCAACUGCCUCAUACACCAGGCUGUCUCUCUGUGUGUGUUUUGGAUUGAGUGGAAGCAUCCCACUGCUCAUUUCACCUGGCUGAGGGGCAGAGAGGCCUGUUGGUGGUAUCCCCACCAUUGGAAAGUCCCCAAACAGGGUGUUCUAAGGGCAAUGAGGAGCUGAGCCAGCCCAGGAUUGACUGGAUCUUGAUCCAGUCCUCCAGUCCUUGUGGCCAGCACUGGACUUGAUCUGCACCCUGUCAGUGCAUCAGCCUGGAGCUUGUACAGGGCUUGGUUGCCCUCCCACCACUGUCUCUGUGGCCACCGUGAAUGACUGGCUUGUGGAUGUAGUUGCUCCACAGGCAGGGGUGAGUGAGUUUGGAUUGCAGCCUUAGCUAGGUGCACUUAUUCUCCAUUCAAACCAGCAGGACGUAAGUUGCAUCACGACCACCUUGUCUAACCCUUUUGUAUUCACUCAGUUGGUAUUCUUUCUUCCAAAUGCAAAAGUCACAUAGGGAUUAAAAAAUAUAUCCUCACAACAUUCUAGUUGCAGAAGUUAUUAGUAUAUUCCAAGAAAUGAUUUAGCGCUUUGCAGUGAGAGUUGGGAAGCAACAACACGUUAUGUGCCCUUGUGCCACUGACAUUUUAAAAAGUAAAUGCUGUGUCGAAGGCUAUGCAGAAGGAAUUAGCUUUGCAACUCCCAUGGGUGUUAAUGGCUAAAAUCCAUGGGAGCUGUGUGGCUAAUUCCCUGCACAUCAGGCAAAACAUUUACCCCUCACUAUCUGACUGUAGAAACUGUCUGACUUGCUGGCUAUUAUUUGUCCAGUUUAUAGGCUAAAGCAAGACAUCAGGAGCACUGACAAAACCACUUAGAAUGCAUACAGUAUGGAUAAACUACUGUAAUUUAGUUGUUACCAAAGACUUAUUUGCCAGGAUGGUGCCUGACCAGCUUACAGCAUCGUACCUAUUAAAUGCUAAAAACUGUAAUUUACUACUCUUUAUCUAAGAUUGCCAUUUCUUAAUAAAUUCAAAAUACAGUUACCAGCAGGGGAAGUACUGUUUAACUAUCCUAAAGCAGCUGGAUUACGUGGAUGGAAAAUGUCAAAAGAAAAACAUACUAAUGCCUUUGUGCAAGGUCCUAAAACUGUUUUACAGUGUUGUGUGUUAAAUUAAUCACAGCGUUGUAAAGUGACUAGAAAACCUAUGGAAAUUACCAAGGGAACCCACUCAGGGACCACUAUAGGACACGAAAUAAAUUACCUGAGUAUAUGUAUUGACUACAUUUCAACUUGAUGGCGUCCUUUAAUGGCUGCCACAUUCAGCUAUUAUCUGAACGAUAAAAAUAAUGGUUGUUUACUAUAUCAAAAAGUGAGAAGGAAGAAGCCACUAAUGAUUCUUCAGGGAUUUCAAAGUGGUAGCAUGCCCACCAGAGCUACGUAUUAUGAAAUACGAGUAAAGAAAACCAGUUAUCAGUACAAAAACAUUUAGUUUUAAGAGCCAAAGCUGGUUGCUUUUCCCAGCAUGCAAUUUUGUGUCCUAGAUUUAUCUUCCAAGUUUAGCAACAGAGACCAGCCGAAAAGGACACUAUUAAGUUGGACCCAUGAACUCAGAAAAAAGAGAGAAAUGAUGCUUCUAUGGAAUCCAUACAGUUUAUUUGACUUCAGUGAUCAAAUGAUCCUUUAUUUGCAAAGGGCCUGGAUCUAGAUCUUUUCAUCCCUCCUAAUUGUUACUCCAACACUCCAUAAACAUUGAACAUGCAAAAAGGAAACCAUAGACUAUAUAUUUAGGGAGUGCUAUGGUCAGAGAGGUGUUUUCUCCCCGAAAACUAAGCAGACAGCUUCUUUACUUUUAGGAGCAAAAGUCUGGCACAUGACGGCGACAGCCAUUACAUUUCCUCUCAUACUUGAAUAAAAAAAAUUCUUGCUUCCUCAUUAGGAUAGCACUAGGAACUGCUGUCCCUGUUUGUGUUGCUCGCUAAGCCCACCUACAGGAGGAAGUGGGUGGCAGUGCAGGGCAAAGAAGGGAAAGACUUUGUCCUCCUCAUUCCCCUCUCCAGUGCAAAUGGCAGUGGGCUCUUAGAUUUGGGGACAAGCUGUGAGGGGGGAGUUUGGGGUGAACUGUGGUGUGUGUGUGUGUGUGUGUGUGUGUGUGUGUGUGACAAGGACAGGGAGCGUGUGAAAGCCUGCCUGGACCCAGCCACUUGGCUGCAGGUGGCAGUGGUAAAACAGGGAAUGUGGGAAGACUUGCCUGGGCCACCUGGCUGCCUGCUCACUCAUCGACUUGCUCUGCCAUCCUGCUCAGUCGAGUUGCCUGCUUGCUUUUCUUGCUAUCGGUCCACUUGCUAUCAUGCUAUAUACAGUUUGCAUGGUCGACUGUUGACAACCGCACAAAUGGCAGUGUGAUGACAUUUCCUCCUUACAAAAAUACUAAUAUAAGAAAACAGACAGUGAUAGAAAAGAGAGGCAGUGAUAUCUUCAUCCUAGUUAUUUUAAUAAAAUCUCCAAAAUGCAGGUUUCUCAGGUUUUGAUUUUUGUUCUUGUUUUUUUUACAAUGUGAAAUUAUUUCUGUAUAGGGUACUAACUUACUGACUCUCAGUACCUAAUUGAUUCUGACAAGCUGUAUCUGGGGUUUCACAUAGUCCAUUGGGCUGUUAAUCCGUUUGCAUUUUAAAGGACUUGCUUUUUAUUUUGCCAACCCCCUGCAUGCAUCAUUUAAAUACACACGGGUAGAGGAGCAUUUUAGCUGAGGACUUGAUUCUGUCUCUGUGCAGUGGAAGAGCUUCAAAAAAGAAUACACCAAUCAGAAAAUGUUAUACCACCACCACCACCUCCUCCUCCUCCUCCUCCUCCUCCUCCUCCUCCACCUCCUGCACCUCCAAAUCCAAUAAGGUAAGUAAAAUUAUAUACUUACUGAUUCUUUACACUGUUUGCUUAGACAGAAGCAUGAGUGGCCAGGAUGAAGGGGCUGCAUUACAGCCCUGGCCUCCUGAUAGUGACAUUGCAACCACUUACUCAGGUGGCAGGGAGGUCAGAGCUGUGCAGGUGAGUGGUGGGGGAACUGGAUUGUCUCCACAGGUGUGCCCUCACAGUGCCAUGCUCCUCACCACCUCUCUCCUCUCCCUUUCCCUUCUGGUAAGUGGCAGCAGUGCUACUGCUGCAUUGCUGUGAUCCUCUCUGCCCACUGCUCCUGGUCAGAAGUAUAUGAUAUUAGGACAGGAGUCGGCAAAGUGUGGCCCAUGGGCUGGAAGCAGCCCAUGGAGGCUGUUUAACCAGCCCACAAGCCACCCCAGAACCGAGCCACCCACUCGGCGAGUCCUGGCGCACUGCGGUAACCCGGCACAGGUCUCUUCCGCGGCUUCAGAAAUCGCUUUUGUGCAUGCGCAGAUGCCAAAAAUCGCUUCUGCACAGGCAUGAUUUUCGGCAUCUGGGCAUGCGCAGAAGCGAUUUCUGGCAUCGCAGACAUGCACAAACGCGAUUUCCGGCGCUGCGCCAGUCUGACCCACGAUCUCCACAGGAGUGAUCCGGUCCAGGUAAGGUAAACCUUGCCGACCCCUGUUUUAGGAGUUAAUUAUAAGCAUAUUGAGGAUAAACAUGCACUUUUGCCUCCUAGGAAGAAAAACAGGUUGGGUGACUGGAUGAAACUAAAUUAAAAUACAUAUACUCAGUUCACAUGUAAUUUCUACAAAUUUAACCUGUUGCAUAACCCAUUCUGCAGGACAAUCAGGCUGUUAAUACCUGUCUGCUUUGGGAGUUGGUGAGCUCUUUGCUGGAGGUGUUUGGUCAGAGGCUGGGCAACCAUCUUUCAAGGAUCCUGCAUUAUAACAGGAAGCUGGAUUAAAUGACCACCAAGGUCCCUUCUAACUCUAAAAUUCUAUAAUUAUAUUAAUGAUCCCAUCUACUAGCAGUAUAUCCCGCUGCCUAUAUGCAGGUGAUUUCAGGAAUCAGCCAUGCACUGCCAUUAAGAAGUUUGGAGUUAUUCUCUUUGUUUCAAAGCAAAAUUAUGGCAGAUGGUUUACAGCGGUCCUGGGACAUUGCCUGAAUCCAAACCCAUUAAAACAUAGUAAUUGUUAGCUGUGUGUGCUUAGCAUUCAGCAAGAACAGACAUUAUAACAUAGGGGGGAAAUUGAAAGGAUGAAUGCUUCAUUGCAAUUUAUUGUUCCAAACUUUCUGAACAAGAGUGGUUUUCAAUACAUGUAUCAAUGUGUAACUUAAAUAUGUGCAGUUUUAAUGGAAACCUAGCCUGCCAUAAAGCAUCCAAUUCAGUCACAUGAAUUCCCAAAUAGCCCUGUUUUGUAAGCCUCCUGUUUCCACCUUCCUUUUGCCUCAUGUGAUUUGCUUAAUCUUUUUACUCAGCCCAACUGCUUUAUUUACUUCCAGUGCAAUUUAGGUCUAUUUGAAGAGAACAGCUACUCCGUUGAUUCUUUGCAUGCCAUGCUCCCAGUGUGCUCAGUACUGUAUCUCUUAAAAGCCUUUCUGUGGUAUUCCAAAACCAGGCAGGAGUAUAAUCCGUUUUAAAUCUAUGAAGUGCUUAAUGCAGAAUAAUAUUCACACAUGAUCUAAAGCCUGGAUGAAGGCACACUGUAGGUUUGCGUUUUCAACAACUGAAUGAAUGAUAUCUUAAAUCAUUAUAAAGCUAUUUAUUGUCUGUUUAAGAUAUUCUGUUUUUUAAUGUUUGAUGUUUUAUUGUGGUUUUAUAUAUGCUGUAAGGAAACCAAGCCAGACAGGUGGGAUAUAAAUAAUAAAAUUGUUGUUGUUGUUGUUUAUAUGCUGCCCAUCUGACUGGGUUGCCCCAGCCUCUCUGGGCGGCUUCCAGAAAAAUAUAAAACACAAUAAAACAUCAAACAUUAAAAUGUCCCUCCGCCUUCAGAUGUCUUCUAAAAGUCAUAUAGUUGUUUAUCUUUUGGACAUAUGAUGGGAGGGUGUUUCACAGGGUGGACGCCACCACCAAGAAGACCCUCUGCCUGGUCCCCUGUAACUUCACUUUUCACAAUGAGGGAACCGCCAGAAGGCGCUUGGUGCUGGACCUCAGUGUCCAGGCAGAAUGAUGGGGUUAUUAUUAGUUAUUUUUAUUAUUUUUUGUGUAACCUAAAGCAUUCCAGAUCUAAAAUUGAUAACAGAUUAUGGAAGAUUUUUUGCAUGCUUUCUUACAUUUGAUGAGCACAGUUACUAAUAUCUCAGAAUAGUAGCUAUAUUUGCAUCAGAUAGUCUGCUGGACACACUGAUUAAACUAUUAACGUAAAACUUAAUGAACCCUUAACUCUUGUCUGGUUCCUGGUAGUGAGAUUGAAGUUGGAAAGGGCUUUGAUUCUAGCUUUAUAUACUUUGAUUCUAGUAUAUAUACUUUGAUUCUAGUAUUACAUACUAAUAAAGAAGAUAUUUAAUGGGAAAAAUAUUUUCUCUUUUACUCCCUCCCUACACCCUAGACUUAGUCUUGUGUUCCUCCAACCAUCUACCUUAUUUAGCAAUUCUUUUAUAUGCAUCUUCAUGCUGGUCUUUUAAAUCAUUCUGAACUUUCAUGUAGUUGAUAUACAAGCCAUCUCAUUUCUACACAAAACAAUAUCCUUUAAUUCUUUUGAGGUUAACACUGGCGUUUGUGUUUUCAUUUUUAGUCUCUAAUAAGUCUCUAUUCACAGGUCAAGUAGCUGUCUUUAUGGGGGUGGGGGUAAGCUGAAAGGAAUUUUGUUUAUUCUUUCUCCUUCCAUAAAGUUUUGGGUCAGCUAAGUCUUAUUAAUAAGUCCAAUAUAUAUAUAUAAAAUCACACCAAUUACACCAUUUCAGGGUGUUAAAUUAACAAAUUGUAAAUUUGUUUUUGUAAAGGUGUUAAAUUAGGAGAUUGUAAAAUUGUUUACUCACAAUAAAGGAAUUUUUUUAAAGUGAUCCAUUAAACAAAUUGAGUUAUGUCCUGUUGUCAAUGCAACACCCCAUCAUUUGCUCUCACUUGCUAUGAUAACAUGAUUGGCCAAAGAAACAGGAGUUAUCCAGUUAAUUGCAGUUGUUUCUUUACAUGAUAGAAAAUUUUAGGUGGCGAAGCCCUCCUGCAGACCAAACAGCCUUUUGCUCAUGUGCCUCUUCUCUUCUGUUGCCUUGUCAAUGUGUUAAAGUUUUGGUUAGGUUGCUUUUGUUUUUGUUGCAUCAGUGGCGGAGCUUCAUGCUCCUGCACCAGGGGGCGGAGAGCAGGCAGGGGCGGGGCUUGCGUGCAACCUGGGGGCGUGGUGUGCCGCCCGUAGGGGUGUGCCGCCCAGCGCGGGUGGGGGGCAGCCACGAUGGGACCCCACCAGGAUCGCGCUGCCAGGGACGGGGCGCUCCCCCUGCACGCCUCUUCCUCCACCAGUGUGUGGGACAGGCUUACUUAAAAAGAAUAAAAAGAGGCCAUAUGCAUGUACGUAUAUGUUUGGAACCACGGUACUUGAAGAACCAAUUUGUUUUGUACAAUCCUGCCCAAGAAUUGAGAUCUUCCAACUGCCUCUUCAGUGAUUCAUACGCUGAUAGUGUGUGAAAGGGCUUUUUCUGUGGCGGCCCCACCACUUCAUGUCCUCACUCUUUUCUCAAUUUGUUUGUAUUUUAUAGUGUGUGUGUGUGUGUGUGUGUGUGUGUGUGUGUGUGUGUGUUGUUAUACCGUCAACAUCUCUGAUCUCAUGGAGGGAGAAUGGAAAACAAAUAAAUUAAAAUAGAUAAAUAAAUGCAUCUAGAUUCCUUUUAAGAGAGACAGGGAUAGGCAUCCUUUCUGUCCAUUAUACUUGUAAUAGACAUUGCACUAUUGUCACUGGCAUACUUCACAAAGGAUAAAAUAUGGUUGGGGCACACUUUGAUCCUUUUUAACACAAAGAAUGAAAAUUGGUCAAUUUCAAUUUAAUCAGCAUGCAACCUGUCAUGCAGGUUAGCCUUUAUGCUUUGGAAGUGUUCUUGCCGUUCUCAAAUGUGCUUAUCCUCCAAACAUUGCAGGCAAUUGUGGUGGCUGUUUCAAAGAUCACUGGAUUGAUUUAUUCAUUUGCCUGCCAUUUAGCAUUUUAAAAGGUGCUCAAGACAUCCAGGUACAGACACAUAAUAAUAACAACAGCUCCCCCUAUUCCCCCCUUUAAGGCAUUUUGAAAGCUUUUUGUAUUAAAGUAAAAGGAAAAGAGGAAGGAAUGACAGCAAACCUCUCAUAUUUGGUCAAAUAUUGACUUGGCAGUGCCUGUUUAAGAUUAAUAUCAUGCCUUGCAGAUUGAACCAAAAGCAUAGAUAAUGUGAGGGUUUUUAUUUUCUGUUCUCAUUUUGUUUGUUUACCAGUAGCCCUAUUCCAGCAAAUACAUACUGUCGAAACGAGGGGACAAUAUAGAGGCUCCCUGCUGGGUGGCAUUGUUCUCUGGAGUGUAAUGCGUUAUGUUAACGUUCCUAACCCUUCAAUUUUUUAUUGUGUGAGAAGGCUUUAUUUUGUCACACAUGUCACGGUGCCAUGUUACCUUUUAAUAUUCAGAUCUUGAGUAUUUUGCACUAUGCCUUGUCAACAGCAAUCGUAUAACAAAUAAUACGUUCUGUGUAUUUUUUAAAUCUUUUUUUUAAAGGAGGUGUGACAUAUCUGCCUCUGCCUGGAAGUGUUUGAACACUCAUGUCAAUUAGAAAGCUUAGCUGUUUGUCGGUUAAUGCCAGCUCUUUCCACAAUGCAUGUCAUAGGAACAGGCCCCGAUCCUACAUGUGUUUGUUAUGCCUUCUCAUCAAAUGGGACUACGGGCAACGAAGCAUGCUAAGUUGGUUCUGAAAGUGCAGGUGUCAGGUUCAAGAGAAAGCUUGAGUGACUCUCUUCCAUCUUUACUUUGUGAAAGGUCGCUGAUGUCAAUGAUUCGUAAGAAGUCUCAUGCAAAUAGCAGCCUGGCGAAGAAAGAAAAGGCAUCUCAGCAAGGCUCAGGUACAGCACAUUUUCUUCCCAGCAAAAUGAACCUUGUUCCUAGUUCAAUAAGGUGAUAUCUGAGCUUUUCAUUUCACUUCACACAGUGCAUCAUCGGAACUAUGGAACCUUUUUGCGUUAGAGGUAGUGAUGUCCACCAUCUUGGAUGGGUUUAAAACAGGACUGGGCAAAUUCAUGGAGGAUAAGGUUAUCAAUGGCUGCUAGCCAUGAUGACUAUGCUCUGCCUACAUGAUCCAAGGUAGUAAUGCUUCUGCAUACCAGUUGCUGCAAACCAUAGGAGGCAAGAGUGCUCCCGUGCUCGGGUCCUGCUGAAAUCUGAUUGGCCACUGUGAGAAUGGGAUGAUGGGCUAGAUCAGGCAUCCCCAAACUCGGCCCUCCAGAUGUUUUGGGACUACAAUUCCCAUCAUCCCUGACCAUUGGUCCUGUUAGCUAGGGAUGAUGGGAGUUGUUGUCCCAAAACAUCUGGAGGGCUGAGUUUGGGGUGCCUGGGCUAGAUGGACCACUGGUGUGAUCCAGCAGGGCUAUUAUGCUCCUAUGUUCUUGAAUUGUAAGAACCAUCUUUAGCCCUUUUCAGUCAUUCAGGCAAUGAGGAGGGUUGUGUACACUAGCUCCAUCCAUAUCCCAGUGCCCAUCUCCCGUGGCCUUCCGCGUGUUGGAGGGCAAAUAUGUGCAGCAGGGAGCCAAUUUAGGACUGUAGCUGUGUGUCUUCAGGUUCUGAACCACCAUCUCCACAGUCUUCACUGUGGCAGCCCCUAAUCUGUAGAACUCCCUCCCCACAGAGGUGUAUCUGACACCUUCAUUAUACAGCUUUCAGUAAAUGCUGAAGAUGGCACCUGUUCACCUUGGCAUUUGACACUUGAGAUGUAUAUUUUUUGGACCCACCUUAUUUUUGUAAAUCAGAAACUGCUAGUAGAAUUCCAGGUUAACUUGGUAGCAAGUCAAAGCAUUGAGUGAGUAGUAGCAUGAGCACCUAAUAUGAGCUGGCAAAGUAAUAUGAAAUAUAUUAAAAUAAUUUUAAAAAAAUAAACAUUUCCCUUCCAAAUCCCAUCCUUAAUUCUAGCUUUAUAACUUCUGUGGUACGGUUUGGAAAUCAAUAUUCUUAAGCAGUGUGAGUCAGGAAGGCUCUUUUUGGCUCUUUGUUUUCCUCAGUUUACAAUGUAAGGAAGGAACCUCUUGAAAGAAAGGAAUUUAACUUUUUUGUUGUUUUGCAACAGGAGAAGUAUCGGAUCUGAAGAGACAAGCUGUUGAAGAAAUGAUGGAUAGAAUUAAAAAGGGGGUUCACCUUAGACCUGUUAAUCAGACCAACCGUUCUAAGACAAAGGUUUGUUAACAACUUGCAUGUAAAACAUGCCGGGGGGAGAACUGUGUUAUUAUAAAAUACAUUCUCUGUUCCAGGAGAAUAGAAGGGUCCUGAAGCUCCUCUAGUGUAGUGUGCUUCAACCUUAAGUCCCCAAAUAUUGUUGGACUACAAGUCUCAUCAUCCCUGCCUAUUGAUAGAUAAACUGUAGGUUGCUAAAAAGUAAUCAGAGGGGGAGGCUCACUCUCCCAACUAUCUCUUCAAACUGACCCCUAGCUAAUGCCUGUGAAAGCAAGAGCUUGCCAUAAUCUGUCAGAAGGAAUGGGGUUGAUUAUGUUGGGCAGGAGGAAAGGAGGGUAACAGCCGCUGAGGCACUCCAACCUGGACUGCAGAGUUAAUGCAGCGUUAUAUGACUAAGUUAUAAGACCACACUCAUUGACCCAGGCUGAUAGCAAAAUAAUAACUUUUUUGAAAGUUUCCCAAACCAUUUUCUACUAUUAAGGUUCAUCUGAUUUCUAUUACUUCAUUCAGAAGCAGUCACUGGGUGAGAUCAAAUUUCUGCGCUAGCUUCCUGCAAGGUAGGUCACUUCUGCUUACUGAGGUGGGGGGAGGUCAGUGUUGUGCAAACACACCAGCAGAGCCAGUUCAGUGCUCCUGGUCAGCAUGUUUGCACCACAGCAACCUCCCUUCCACCCCACCCCACUCCCUCCUAGUAGGCAACAGGAACCCACCUACUGGGAAGCUAGCAUAGUCUAGCGUAUUUCUUUGUGGUGAAAACCCUCUUCCAAUAGCCUUGCCUCCAGUUUUCCUCUUUUGCACGCCUUAAGUGCUUUAGUCAACGUCUGCAAAAUCGCAUUACCUAGAUGGGUGUUUUGUUUUCAUUUACAGCCAGAAGUACCCAAACCCUCUGAGAGUGCAAUGAAAGAGUUAAAGGGAAUUCUGGUAAGAAAAAGAGAGAAAACGACAACUUUGCAUUAUACUUUGUGUCCUUGUGUCAUUGCUGAAAAGUGCCCCAAGGGAAAGAAGAUGGGCGGAUGUAGACAGAUGUUCAGAAUUAUGUUUUCUUUUUCUUACUUAAUUAUGCAAGCUCAUGUGACAUUCCAAAGAUUUCACCUAGGGAUGGGGAAGAAAUUCUGGUCAGAUCACAUUUAAUGGUGAACCUACCUAAUUCUCACUUUCUGAAACAUGCCCAUCAUUCAAAUUUUGUGCUUCUCCAUUUUACAGUGCAGUUAUCCAGCCAAGCAAUGGGUAUAAAAAUUAAUAUACUAGGGUAAAAUGUGUAUGUAAUGCAUACAUGUGUGAAAAUAAAAUUAAAAAUGCACUAUAUCAGGGGAAAUUGUAUGCAAAAAUGUGUACAUUAGGAGAAAUCGGCACUUACAUGCCGAGGAGACCUUUUUUAAAAAUCAUAAAGUAAUAUGGAAAUGUGGAGAACCUAAUUUAAGAUUCAGAAAAUGAGAAACUGAAAUUGACAGAUUUACGCCUGCCUAAUUUCAGCUGAAUCUUAGUACCUGCUCUAAUAGAUCUAACUGGUUCCAUGCAAAUCGCUUCACUAUGAAAAGUAAAAGGAACACCCGAUAAAACCAACUUCUAGUGCAUUCGCCAGGCUAGUUAUUAGCACAGUGAGACAGGAAAAAUAAGGUUGGGAAGUGUAAAGCUAAAUCCUUAUAUGCAUAUUGUUACUGUGCUAAUUAUGCAUUUUGUGUAGGUCUCCGUAUAAUUGUUGUAAACAAAGUGAUAUUAAUUUGUUCCAUUUCAAGCUUGAUGUAAAGCACCCUACUUUAUUUCCUUUGCUACUAGAUCUGUAGCAUGAGCACAAUACCAAGGAGUUACGUGUUAAUAAUAUGCCUCCUCUGUUAAAUUCAGAAUACUAACAAAAUGCAGGAUUUAAGUUAAUUGAAGGAAACAUUGGAAAUUAAGUGCUGUUUUGCUGAAAACUUGAAAGAUGUGCCAAUUUUAUGAAUUAAUGUGCUGCAUUUUCCAUUUUCUUCCCAAUAGUCAAGAGAAGCAUGAGCACAAUUGAGGUUUUACAUGUGCAGGCUAGGAAAUGUAGUUUAGUAUUGGCCCCGCACCAGUUCCAUGGGGAAGGAGACUAACUCUAAAAGGUGUUUGAAGAAUUUGCAGUUGUGUGGCUUAAUACAUGCUCUCAACACAUGCCCAUUGGCUGGUUUGUGCCUCCCAUGGAAGGUUAACUGGGUAGAUCACACUUCAUUGUGUGAUAGGGUGGUUCCUACUUCCUUAAAGGAAGCAGUGAUAUGGCCAUUCCUGAAAAAACCAACCCUGGACUCACAGGUUUAUUCCAGCUGCUGCCCAAUUACCAAUAGACCUUUGUUAGGCAAGGUGAUUGAGAUGGUGGUAGGGAUUCAGUUACAGAUGCUCUUGGAUGAAGCUGAUUAUCUUGACCCAUUCCAACCCUGGGCUCAGACCAGAAUUAGCCUUUGUAUUUCUGAUAGAGGACCUUCUUCAGGAGAGGAACAAGGGUGUGUAAGCCUGAUGAUUCUGCUGAAUCUGUUGGUGGCUUCUGAUGCCAUUGAUCAUUGUAACAUCUUGGACUGUCUCUAUGAGUCAGCAGCUGAGGGCACUGUUUUAUGGUGCUUUCACUUCUGCUUACAGGGUCAGUUCCAGAAAGUAGCAUUAGGUGAGUGUGCCUUAACACUCUGUUAGUUGAUCUCUGGGGGACACUGCGCAAUUUUGCCUCUAGUGUUAUUUGAUGUCUAUAUGAAGCUGCUGGCGGUGGUCAUUAGGAGAAUUGGGGCAAAGUGUCACCAGUAUGCAACAGUAUAUCCUGGUGCCAAGCCAUUCAUAGAUUGAAAGCAUCAUCUUGAAUUGUACAUAGAAACAAACAGGGAGUCAGUGAAUUUAUUAUUAUUAUUAUUAUUAAUGCUGUUAAGAUAAGUUCCAAGUGACCAGUUCCAGUCAAUAAUCAGGCUACUAUAUUCUGAGCCAACUGGACUUUUUAUGUAGUCUUCAAGGGCAGCCCCAUGUAUGAAGAAUUUUUGGUAAUCAAGUCAGGAUUACAUGCUUUCCAGCAAAUUUUGAUGUAUGGUUAUGGCAUCUUCUACUGACUGUCACAUGGCCGACCAUUUUACUGAUAUAUUUUAUUUUAGGAAACGAUGAAUACAUCUGCAAGUUCAAGAAGCCUAAAAUCCCUUGAGGCAGAUAGUAAUGAAACAGAAUUAGAAAGAAUUUUGCGGCUCAGGAAGGUGACGACUGAUCAAGAUAAUAGCAGUGAGUUACCAAGAUAUUUUCUGAUCCUGCAACUGAAUUAUGUUAUCUCUUCAAUGCUGUUCCAAAGGUCUAAUUGCCUUCCUUUUGAAACCUUUAACAUUUCAGUCCUCAUUAAUUGAGUGAGCUCUGAUUGCUUUCCUGGCUGAUCUAUGGUCUUAUAAGAGCUGCACUCUAACAUCCCCAGCAUUGUUCAGUAAAGCCAUUCUAGGCAACCUUCUGCUCUGAAGUUCAGACACUGACACUAAAGCCAUUGUGAUCCUUUCCACCGAUAUGCUUUCUUUUCAAUAGGUUCAUAAAUUAACACCUGUGUAGCAUAGGAACAAUAACUGAUAGUUAUCAUAUAAGCUUGUACAUUAGGAAUAUGAUUUCAGACUCAUAGGAAAUAAGAAAACCUUAUUCAUUGUUCCAAGAGCAGUUGUACAUACAAAAAAAAUUCUAAUUAUUUUCCAGAGUGAGCACAGCCAGAUAAUACAUCAGGGAAGAAAACCUUGAAAAAGUGAGAGGGUGUGUGUGUGUGUGUGUGUGUGUGUGUGUGUGUGUGUGUGUCUUAAGUGGCACAGUCUUCAAUAGAAAGUGGUGCAUAUAGUGAUCAAAAUUGAUCUGGACUAAUUAAUGCUUUGGCACAAUGCCACUCUAUAAGUAUAUAAUAGUGUAAUUUAAUAAUGCAGAUGCUGUAUUCUUUGGGUUUUAGAUCCAAUUGGAAUAUUGGCUUCUUCUGAAUCCAAAUCUAUGCCAGUGUUGGGUUCCAUUGAAACACAGUCUGGAUUGAACAAGAAAACUCUGGCAGCAGAACUUGGUCCCAGUUCUUUGGGGUCAGAUGAAAAGUGUCACAAAAUGGUUGAAAGCACAAGUUCCGACAUUCAGUAAGUAGUUUAUGUUUGUUGAUGCUUCCCCUUGCAAUGAGAUCAAAAGUCAUUAGGUCUUUCAAAACCCCUCCAUUCAAAAAAUAGGGGUUGACAUUGCAAGAAGAUCUAGACGUGUAUGACAGCAGGUGUAAAACUAUGACUUCCUGUUCCUGCUAGCACUUUGUUUUUAAAUCCUUCUCAGUGGAAAACACCAAGCACAGUGCAGAAAAUAACAUUUGCAUUUUAAAAAAAGAUUGUGAUUACUCCUCAUAUUCACUUGUAUGAUUUCUGUUCCUGACCUUGUACGAAGAUGAGAAGUGCAGCAGUAUUUUUUUUCUCUCUCUCUCUUUCUCUCUCCCUCCCCUAUCCCUUUUACACACUUUAACUAAGAGUGUCACUUCCAAACUCAGAUCUCCUUAAAAAAAAAUAAUAAUCCUCUAAAAUAUAUAUUCCAUUGUUGAGACUAUUAAACAGCAACCUGCCAACAAACAAAUUGACAGAUGGAAGCAGAUAAAGACCAUUGGGAGACCCUUCCCUAAUUUGGCCAUUAGCCUUAUGGACAAACAAGGUACCAAAGUAGACUGAAGCACUUGCAUAUCUCAGCUGCGGAAACUGGAAGCAUGAAAAAUUAUUCCAGUGCUGGAUCUUAGAGCCUUCUAGUUAAUGCCCUAAGUUUAAUCUAGUUGAGAUAACAAAGGCUUUGGGCAUUACUCUCUGUGAAGAUGGAAAACUGAAAUAUCACUCUUUAUAUCAUUAAAUGUCAUAAUAUGCCGCCUCUUAUUUGUAUUUCAUUUUUCAGUGUUUGGGAUGUAUACAUGUUCCCAUUUAAAUGACAGCUGCAGUUCUUGGGUUGCCACAGUCCUGAAUAACUGAAUUAUACUACUGCAAAUUAGCCAUUAACUAUUUAGACAAUAUAUCUCAGCAGCAGUAGCAACGCAUAUUCAAUUUUGCCAGGAAUAUGUGUAUUUUCUUAGCCUAAGAUGCAGCUGGCGAUGCAACUUUUAAUCAGCGGUAAACAGAAUGCUGAGCUACCUGGAGGUGUUGUGAUCAAGAGCUUUGAAGCUUCCAUCUGUUUGGCUGAAUAAAUCCGCAGUUUGGUUUGCCCAAGGUAUUACCUGACUGUACAUUUUCUUUCAAAGUGCUGUUUAAUCAUCAAAGAGUUAAUCCUGCUUCAGAAAUGCACACUUCAGACAGAUCCGGUCGAGGGUCAGUUUGUUUUAUAACAAUCCCCAGCUUUCUAUAAACUUCUCUGAUGCUUUCAGUUUGGUCCUCUUUCCAGGAUGUUAGGCAGUUUAUUACUUAAAGAGGGAAAAAGGAAAUAGGUGAGACAAAUCAGAUCAGCAAAAUGUUAUAAUCAUGGUUAAUUAAACCUCUGAUUUCCUGUUCUAUCAGUUGAAAAAGGAACACCUAUUCUCAAACAACUGCAUCUCAUAGUUCAAAGGGGUAAAUCUCAGCAAAUGAAGUGGAAAUUCAAUUCACGCCUAUUUUUGUGUGCUUCCUUUAUCAUUCGUAAAAACAGGCUAAAAACCUUAUUUCUUAUUUCUCUUGCUUUUAUGGUUUUCAUUUCAUUCUGUUUUAAAAGUGUGUUUUUUAAAGUAUGUUUUGAAAGGAAAUAGCUCUCUCCAGUUGUAUUUUGUUUCUUCUCAUUCACACAUCCCUGAUAAAAGAUUACCGAGUUUCUAUCUUUCUGAUUAAAUGUGUUUAAUUUGACUGCAUUAUUGUUGCAUUUGUGAGCCACUAGUGAAGCACAAAGGCAAUUUAGUUCAGGGAUGUGUUGUUGUUUUUCUGUGAACUACGGCUUUGUUCAUCUGUGGAUUUCCACUGCUUUGGAUGGAUAAUGUUAAUCAGAAGAUUCUACUUACUCUUGCUACCUUUUUUGUCUACCUUUUAUUCUAGUAAACUAAGUGGAAAUUGCAUUUGCAAGGAAGGAAAUGAAAUAAUUGCGGGGCCCAAGGUCUCCCAGAAUGCGUGAUGAAUUGACCAUGAAAAGGAUCUUGUAUCGACUGUCAUAGUUGUUAGGAGCUGUAAAAGCAUACGUGAAACUCUGUUGAUUAUGCAGCUUGCCUACUCAGCAACAACCAAAAAGGACACCUUCUUAUUUAAAAUUAUAUGCUUAAAAAGUAAAACAAGUGUCACUGGCUUUGUAGAGGCAGUGUAGUCUUGGUGUGACCUAAUCAUGCAGCCAGGAGACAAUGGCCAUUUUAUGAAACUGCUGAAUUGUGGGUCCAUUUGGCAAAGUUUACCUGGGGCAAUCUGAGCAGCCUUUCAGAAUCUACUGCUAACUAGGGGAGUACCCCUCUGUGGGGGCUACAAAGAGCAACUGCUACAGGGGCCACUUAGGUGUUGCCAGAACAAGAGGACACUGAUCAGUAUUUUUAAGAAUUGCAUAGUCUAAUUUAUAUUUAUAGAUACACAUUAGAAAUAGUCUGUUGCAGAGGUGCUAACGUUGCUGGACAGUUUCAAGACCUGAUUUGCUUUCAGCUGAAUGUCCUUAGACGGCCCCUUUAGGCUAAAGUAGCUGCCAUACAUGGGAAUUUGGGGGUUAGGGCUUGCUUUCUUGUGGAACCUUUGCCAAUUUAAACCCUCUUGGGUUUGCUCAAAUGCCUUAUAGUCACAUUAUUUUGUUUUGUACUUGGCUGCCCUGUUUAUAUAAGCAUUCCCUGCAUCUAUGUUUGCAUGAGUCACUGUUUAAAUAUUGUAGACGUGUGUAAUUGAACAAAACUCUGUGGCACUUUUUAAAGAGUGGCAAAGAGAGAUUGUUGACAUCCAUCUACCUUGCAAGAUGAUGGAUUAUGCCUCUGGGGAUGAAGUCAAACCGCUGCAUUAGCAGCACCAAAGUACCUUCCUCAGGAUGCAAGCCUGGGCAGUGUGUAUGGAAGUACUGGCCUGUCUAGUCGACAAGACCCCCUCUUGGCCUCACUGAUGUGGUCCAAAGGAAAGCAGAGGACUAUGUUUGGCACCACCUUGGCUGCAGGAGUUGCCAGAAGGAGGCAUACAAGGCGUCACCCACCCAAUCUGCAGAGCUUGUCAUUGCAAGUAGGAGAAGUCCCUCACCCACCAAGGGUUUGAGACCCAUUAGCUACUCUCACCUGGUUUAGCUGGCCAGUCGAAGCCGUUCCCAGGGUGUGGCCACUUUCACAUGCUGACAGCUUCUAGGAGCCACAGGUGAGAGCUGUGUGCAGGGUGGGGACCAAAGGUGGAAAGACUUCCCCAAAAGGAGCACAGCAUGUCCCCCACCAGAGGUACUAACACUCCCCUAAGACCCCAUACAUCCCAGGGAGAGAGAGAGAGAGAGAGCGCAACAAUGAUAUGAGUAGCAAAUAAGCACUGUAGUAGGAUGACAGAACCAUUCUGACAAAACAUGAGUCAAGCUUUGUGAUGUGAGGACGAGGGACAGAUUCCACAUUACACUUGAACACAUAGUUUGGUGUUCCAUGAUUCUUCAAAUAGCAGUGGUGUGGGGGCAGUGGCGUAGCAACAGACCAUUGUUGUUCAGUUUUUUUUAGGGUAGCCGCUGAUUUCAGGGAUGGGAAGUGUCUCUGCUGCCCUCAAGCUCCCUUGCUGACCAGAAUCCCAACGCACAGUAGCCACCGUGCCGCACUACAGACCCCCGUGGCACCCAGUGGACCCCCCCCCCCCAGCUAGCUACACUACUGUGUGAGGGUGAUCAGACUGUAGUGAGAUGGGAAAGAUUUUAUUUUCACCCUUCCUCCUUGGACUGUGAUCCUGAUAAAAAUUUGAACCAGUGGCUGUUUCCCUCCUGUACGUGUGCUUCCCUGUCUCCACAGUCCUGAUUGUUAUCAGAUUGCACUGCAGCUGCUUUUUAAAAAUAAUUUUAAUUUUUUAAAAAAAAACAACCUAUGGCCUGGUUUGAGAUAAUCAUUUCCUUGGUUUAUGAAGCUGGCCAGUUUAAACAGGCCAGGCCAUAGCAUAUAGUUUGGCUGUUAGAUAUAAACUUCAGAAGGCUUAUUUCUAAUUCAUUGUGACUAAAAUGUACAAAGGAGAAGCAAAGGCUAAAGGAACUACCAUGUUUAAUGGCAAAUUUGUGCCCACUUAUGUAUACUUAAGCCAAAGAAGAGCAGUUGGAUUAAUAUGUUACAGCAUGGAAUUGCAGCAUGGAGUUGAUUAAAGAGCAGCAUGCUAUAAUUUCAGAAAGGCUGUUGUGAAGUCAAACAACUCAUUUUAUUACUACUACUUCUGUGGAAAGGACAGUGGGUUAAAGUUGCACCAGAACAGAUUUAGCUUUCAUUGUAACAAAUAUUGUAAGAGUACUUGGUCUGUUGUCCCAACAGCUUGUGUGAUCUUCUCCUGGGUGUUUUUCCAAGAAAGACCAGAUUAGUGUUGUUGCAUGUUGCUGUCAUCAUAUUACUUUAAAGCCGGGGGGGGGUGCAUUUCAGGAAUUGUCAACUGCUUUGUAAGCAACAACAGGAAUGAACAAAUCAUGUGCCAUGUCAUUGUAUUCCUCCAACGGCCCAUUUAUUUAGUGUUCUUGCAAUUUGCUCUAUUUUCAAAAACUUGUAAUGCUUUUGCACUGAUUUUGGCGGCCUGGAAGAAACUGGUGAUUAUCCUGUUUAUUGUUAUAUUAUAAAAAGAAGGCGAAAAGAUACAGUUUGUAGUUGAAGAGAAGAGUUAAGACAUUUCCCAGUUGAUUUAUGCAUCCCAAAAUACGAACACUGCAGGUUUAGGUGCCUGCCUUAACUUUCACGCCUCAUAAGCAGCCAAACAGUCUUGCCUUAUUCCUUUUGCUUACAGCUUAACCUCUGCAAAUCCAUGGUUUCUCUUGGUCUUUUGGCCACAAUGUGUUUCCACCUACAUCCUGAGAACUUUUCCAGUAUGCUUUCAUUUAGGUUAGAGAGAAAGCUUACAUAAGUAAAUUGCAUAUUUUGAGGGGAGAACAAAGUUGAUUGAUGGAGGAUGCAAAAGAAGGAGCCAUGACUUGAGGGAGAUGGGCACUGGAACAUGUAUCUGUUUCAUAACAAAGCGACAUUCAAGUCAAUAAAGGAAGAGAUCUGUUAAAUCACACACACUAGUUUGCAACAGGUUGGCACUAUUUCAAAAUAAAUAAAUUCAAUUUUUAGAGUUUAAAAGUAAAGUCAGUCUGCUAGUCUUAUAUGUUCAGCUAUCCAAUAUCAUUUAUUUACAGUCCACUGUCCACUAACUCAAAGUCACAGAAAGUGAAAUACUUUUAAAAAGAAAGAAAGAAAUCAGAAAACAGUCACAGAUCGUCUUAGGGAGAAUUGUAUUGGCUUGAAUAGUUACUUAGUUAUUUUUUCAUUUAUACACAAGAUUGAAUUUUGCAGUUUAAGAUAAGCUUUGCAUGAGGUUUGCUGUCAGUAUUAAGAAUUUAUCAUUAAAGUCCGCUGUACAUUUGAACCCAGCUCCCAUGCUCAACCCAAGUUGCAGAGGAAGUGGUUUAGGGAUGAAAGACCAAGAGAAAAUACCAGUGGAUGGAGGUUAGGUUGUGUAUAAUACAUGAGACCUAAUCCAAUUGUUCUCUGCAAAAUUAAACACAGCAGGAGUUUCAUUUAGGCAGUUUCUUCACAGAAACUAGGUGCUAAUUUUGUUCAGUGUGGAACAGUUCCUGACAUUCCUGUGGUGUAUGUACAUGGACGGGAAAGUUGCUGUAUCUUACUCUUCCAACCUUCCCCCUACCCCCUUCCUUUUACUUAGUACGUUCUCUGCACUUAGUAAACAUUUCCAUGUAGUAGAGGACUCGGUUAACAGAAGAAGCCACAUAUUGGGUAAGGUUUAAUCUGAUGAUUUUAUGCAAUUAAAGGAUUUUCUCUUUCCCUCAGCUGUAAUCUUAGCACCACUGAAUUGUCUACUGGCACUGCAGGAAACAGCUCAGCCUUAGAGUCAACUACAAAGGUUUUCUGUGUGCAGUUUGUGCAUGGGCAAUUAAGCUUUAACAACAAAUUGGAAAGAACAACAGGAUGUGCUGGAAGUUGAGAAUCUUCUUCCUUAAAAGAUUGAUGCCUUGUGGAUGGCGAAAGAAGGGUGCAUAGAUACAUCAGAAACAUGCUUGAAAACUGAGCAGUUUCAGCAUCUUCUCACUGCUCUUUAUUGCAUGCCAUACAAUGGCUAGAAGAAAUCCUAAGAAUAUUUCCUAAAAAUGAGAUCUAGCACAAGGUCUCCAAUGUCAUGUCCCAAUUCAUAUCCACCUUUCUGUACUGCAGGAGCCCUUAGCAUUUCUGCUCAGUAUUUUCUUUAUGUAUCUAAUGUGUUGUAUAAGUACUGCUCAAUGAGAUUACUCUCGGGUAACCCAGGAGCCUGUUACUUCAAACAGUAAUACCCUGAUGGUUUGUAAUCAGUACUAAGCAUAGAACUCUAUGGGUCUGACCCAGGGGCUCUAGCUGGUGCAAAAUGUUGUGGCUAGACUGCUGGUGGGGACAGACUAUGACCAGCACAUAGCUCCAGUACUCAAAAGUCUGCACUGGUUGCCAGUAUGCUACCAGGCCAGGUUACAAGGCCAUUAACAAUUUGGGUCCAAGGUGCCUCAAGGACUUCCUGAUCCCCAGUGUCCCUGUCCAGUCAUGGAGGUCUUUUGGGGAGGAGGUCUUUGGGGGAGUCACUGAUAGUGGUCUUCCGUGGCUCAGAUGCAUGAUUUGUAUUCACCAGGAGCUAUGUGUUUUAAUAAUUCCAAAGUGACAAAUUAGUUUCUCGUUCCCUUUGUAGGAUUGGAAUUAAUGCAGUCUGGAGGCUUUACAUUCAAUGGAGAUAUCCCAUAAACUUCAGAUAGAGAACGUUGCUCUAGACUCUAGAGCAAGAUAUGACAGUGUUUCCAUUACUUCUACAAAUUAUAAAGGCCAUUUGUCAGACUGGCAUGUAUUUUGGAGAAUCGUUUCAUUUUUUUUAAGGUUUCAGUUUCAGAUUGUAGUAAAGCAAAUGCUGCAUCAAAAUCAAGAGGAUUUGAGUAUGAUGGGAUGCCACAUGGAAGGUUGUAUAAAAAUACCUAAAUAAAUCAAGUUUCAAUGGGAGAUCAAAAAAUCUAAGGCACACAUAUUCCUUAGCUUAUGCUGUUGUGUUUGCUGUUUGGAUUAAUACUUUUUGUUUGCAUGAAAAUGGUGAACAGGUGACCUAUAACCCUGACGCUCAUGCAGAGUACUGUAUUAUUACUUUUCCUUUUCACGUUUAAUGAUUUGUGUUAUCUUUUGUGAUAUAUAAGUCCUUGCACUGAGAGUGGCGGCAGGUGUUUGAAAUUCUUGACUGAUAGCAGUUAUUAUUAGAAUGUUUGUGUGAGCUUACACAAUAAAACCCCAAGCUGUUACUGUUUAUCUUGUUAAUUAUGUCUUUAGUUCUUAAUUAAAAGGUUAAUAGCAUUAGGCUGAUGUUUAAUAUCUGAACUGAGUGCUGCUGCCAUUACAUAAACGGGAAACUAUAUCCAACCUUUCUUCAAAAAAAAAUUGCUUUCUUCUUCCUGCACAACUAUUAAUUUGCAUAUUGACUUUCAGAACCGUAUUAUCAAUAGAGUAUGCACAGAGCUAGAAGUUAAGACUCUCCGUCACUUCAUAUCUGCCUUAACAAGUACUAGUUAAACACUAUGCCAUACAAACUGGUUUAUAGGUCAAAAAACGCCUGAGUGAUCCUUCAUGGCAAUACAGCGCAGACUUAUUUUUUCUCCUCCCAACUGCCUCCCCACAAAAAUAGUCUGUACAGAUAGCAUUUUUAAAAAUCAGUUUCAUUUCAGCUGAAACUUAUUCCAGAGCAGAAGAGCAAAGUUUCACCAAUACCGCUGAGAUUUUUCUGGUCCGAAGUAAGGGCUGAGUGCAAUCCCACAAUGAUCUGCUCCUGUACAAAUUGUGUUCAGAACAAUAAAGUACCACUGACAGUUACAAUAAAGCUGAGCGGAUUGUACUCUUUUAUACAGAAUUCAAAAAUCUGUUUUGCACUGUGUCGUUAAGCUGUGCCAAAUUUCAGCUCAGGAUACAGUGUGGUAAGUCAGCAGUAAACACUUGAGAGAGAUUUUAUGGUUUUUAACAAUAAUAUUGCACCGUAAAUAACAGCAGUUGUGUAAAAAGGGGACUUGGGGGCGGAGAUGCACCAAAGGAACCCUGAGCAGCAAUUUCUUAUUUUGUGCUGGUACAUAAUCACUGGGUUUUGCCAUUAAACUGUUAUAGUGACAGACUUUAAUCUCCCAUUUUUCUGUCCUCAAAGGUGAUAAAUAUGAUUGCUCUGUUAUCCUUUUUUAUUAUUGUAAAUGACACAGGCUUCACACUCUUUGGCAGUGCAUCAGCCGUUGGAUUGCUGCCAUCCACUAAUGCAGGCCCCCUGUGGAGAUCCCAAUGAAGAAUUAUACUCUGAUUCACCAGAUUGUGUUAAAUAGUCCAGCUGUUGAGAUUUUGAAAGAUGGUUACCUCUAAAGUGAUUUAUUUUUUUAAAGACCUUGGCAUUUAUGGCUUUGACCAUUUUGAUAGUGUUGGGGCAAUCAGCUUUUCAGAGGUAGCAUUUUCUAAAAUAACUCUUCUUGUUGUUUGUCACUUCCAAAGUUUCAUUCACAGUGAUGUUAAGGGGGGGGGGGCUGUUCCACUUUCAGCAAAAAACCAAAAUAAGCACCAGUCAGAAUCUGCAUAAAAUAAGACUUUGGGAUUUGAAUAAUGACCAAAUGGACUUGCCAAAUGGAUCGGCUAGAGCCAGGUUCUGAAUUAGUUAGUCUCAAGUUUGGUGUGAUUGUGGUGUAUAUAAUUUGAAGUAUGAAGAUCACAGAGGAAGAACAAGGUUUUGCUGUUCUAAAGUAGCAAUUUAUUGCUGAAGAAAUCUGGCACCUGAACAUAAAAUUCUGCAAGGAUGACAAUUUGUUUUUUCUGUGAUCUGGCUUUCUUUCUUUAAAACUGUAGGGCUUUACGGCUUUCCCGUCAAAUCAAAUACAAAACAGUUGAAAUGGCAGCAUUUCUAUUUCACCUUGCCCUUGCUGAGUUACCUUCCUUCCUGAACAAUUGCCCAAACUGCUCCAAUAAUAAUUGGGCCAAUCACAUCAAUUUCGUUCUCCCCAAAGGAUUCUUCUUGUUCUUUCCAAUACUUAUAGCUUCUUGGCAGCUACCAUAUUCUGCCCUCAAAAUAGCCAAAUAAUCUGUACUUAGUGUUUUUGAAGUUGGUAUGCAAGCCAGUUAGUAUGUUAAUGAUUUGUUCCUAUAUUUACAUGUUGCUUUGUGCUUCCAGGUCAUCAACCAACAUGGGGCUUAAAAAUAAGGCUGCUGGUACAGAAAAGGAAGCAGAAUCCAUGGUACUACUGAAUCCUGAAAAAACCAAAGAGCACACGCCUGGACAUCUGAAUCAAGACAAGGAAACAGAAGGAAAAGGUCAACAGCUUCAUAAAGAUGCUAGCGUUGGGAAAACAAAAGAGACAGACAGCUCUCAUUGCUAAUUGAUGUGCUAAAAGGCAUUAACUUCUGGAAGUUCCUUUCAGUGAGCUUCAGUUGUUUCAUUUGUGUGUACUGGGAAGGGCUUAAUUCUGUAGGGUUGUAUCCAAUUUAGUUGUACUCAGAGUAGAUCCUUUGGGUUGGAUUCAGCUAAGUUGUUGCAGUAGCAAAAACCAAUGCAAUAAGUCUCGCUAGCACAACAAGGACUUCUCCUGCUGUGUGCCCCCUGCUACCUCCCCAAAUCUGCUGAGGUCAGGAAACCCCAAGAACAGCACAAGGGGAGAUCAUUCCAUCUGGCAAGCAAAAAUGCUUGCACUGGAACAAUUUCCAUAGUGCAGCCUGGAAUUCUACACAUUGAAAUUAAUAGGUAUAAGUAACUUACGUCUAUUAAUUUCAAUGGGACUACUUGGAGUAGUGCUUAACUGAAUGCAACUCCUUCUAGUUUCUAAUCAUGUAACCAUAAUUGUUUAUUGAAAUGACCUUAAGUUAUAUACAAUUUGACUUUCUCCUGUAGCAGCAGGGAAGUUUUUACUGAAUUAUCGUAUUGGGGUUUUUUCUUAAAUUAUGCAGUACAUCAAAAUUUAUUUCGAUAUUAUUUUAUAUUGAUGCCUUGUUUAGGACUGAAAGCUCACCAAAACUGAUAGACUGAGCUUUAUUUAGGUAAUCACAGAAAUGCACUUCUACUGAUAGAUGCAGCCACAAAUCAGUUUUAGAAAAGGAAAGAUGAACAUAACUCACCUUAAUAAGAAAAGAUAUAAGUGAGCCUUUUGGCCAUCUAUGUAGUCUCUUCACACAAGCAAUCCAACCAACCAGGAAGUCUUUCCUUAAUUAACAGAUCUGGUUAACAGAUUUGGACCAAGCCAGGGUGUUGAGCCGCAUUUUGAUGUUGUUCAUUGAGGAUGUAUGUGCAGCCAAAAGGCUUGUCCCAAAUGUACUGGGGACUUCUCUGCAAGACUUAUGAAAUUUUGAGCUACCACCUGAUUAAAAGGGUCUUCAGCUACAGUCUUGUGCAUUCACCAGGCUGUAAGUCCCAUUAAAAAUAGUAGAACUGAGCACAAAUGUUUAGAACUGCACUGUUAAUUAAUUGUAUUGCUUUUAAUAGAUCACUGUUUGCAUAUAUCUGCAUAUGCCGAAGAGGCACAAUUUUUAAAAGAAAAGGUAGAUUCUCUUGGUUAUUAGGUUAUAUACAAAUAUGUUGUAGGAGAUAUCAUCAUAAAAGACACAUUCCUCCUUCUGUUUCAUGGGGAAUGCCAAUGGUGCUUUUUAAAAGUUCUGUACUAAAAUUAGUUAUUUUUUAAGCUGUUCCCUAAUUAGGGCACCAUUUUCAGUCAUUCAGCAAUGCAAUUCUGUGCAUGUCUACUCAUAAGUUUUUCCAUUGAUUCAUUGGGCUUUACUCCUAGGUAGGUGGCUACAGAAUAACAGCCUUAAAAAAAUGCACAAGAGUUUAUGCAAUUUCCAUUCGUUUCAAAGAGGCUUCUACAGGAAAAGUCCCCAAUGGAUUCAUACUCACAUAGCUAUACCUCAGUAGCCCAAACAAAUUUUAUAUAAGGACUAUUUUAUCCAUCUUACCCAUAACAGCUGUACUUAGAUACUUUUGAAAAGCAAAAACUCAGUAGUUCUGCCUUAUAACAGGAUCUUGUCAGCAGUGUCCCCUUGAGUAUUGUUUUGCUGUUGGCAGGAUCAGUCAGAGAAGUUGGCAAUAGCAAGCUGAUGCUUCCAAGGCAUGGCUUUCAAUGCCACUGAAUUCCUUAUGGAAAAAAAGUAAAUGAGACCUGUUUCCUUUAAAAUAAUCUACCUGUUCAGACAUCAUACAAUCCAUCUAGGUUUUGCACUGCUAUCUAUAUAAAUGGCUUAAUUUCUCACCUAAUUUCCUUUCAGCUGAUAUUUAAUAAAUAAUAAUAAUUUUAUUAUUUAUACCCUGCCCACCUGGCUGGGUUUCCCCAGCCACUCUUUCUUCAUGCUUCUGCAAGCUUCAUACUUAGCACCAAACCUGUCAUUAAUCCUGGUUCCAUUUUCACUGCAGAGAGAACCUGGAAUUCAUUUUUAUGCCUUAACAUAAAAUGGUCUGAUUUUGCUUGGAAGCUGCUCCACGCAGAGGGCUCUUAAUGUGUGGUGGUUCACCACGUGGACUGUAAUUUCUACAAGAACCAUCUGCCAGGGAUGUUUUGUGCCACUUUAAGACAGGCAGCAUAGUGAGCUGGCUCAUGCAAAGAACUGACCAUACGGAUGCUGUUUCAUAUGGAUGCAGUUUCAUGCAACUUCUGCUUGGUUGCCAUUUUGUUGCUUAAUUCUGUCCCCACCUGGCUUCAUCUGUCUUCCUGGAUGAAAUAAAAUAAAUACUUGCUCAGGGAGGCAGAUUAAAGCAGCACCCCAGUUCUAAAACAAGGAAGGCAAAUCUGACCUUCCACCAUGGUUUCACCAGUGGUACUCAUACUACGUAAGGCACUUUUCGGCCAUGGGCAGAAGCUGGCUAAAAUCCUGAGUGUCAUAGUUUUCACUUAUGAAUCAAAAUCAUAGUUAACAGAUGGACAUUGAACACUGUUAAGAAACCCAGAUUCAUUGCAUCUUUCAGUUCUUAUAGUUCCUAUAUCCAUAAUGUUCAAAAUCUUACUCCUAUUAUAGGUUUGUAGUUUCCUGCAUACAAAUAUUGUAGAAUUAAGUGCAUUGCAUCUACCAGAAGUAGUUUGCCAGUUAUCUUAUACCUGGAAAUGAGAGGCAAAUUGUAUUAAACAAAAGCAUCUAAAAUACAUACAGUAGCUGCUAAACUGCUCUAAACACCCAAGCAAAUAUUUUUGUCUGUACACUCAGUAAAAACAAACCAAUCAAAUCUCUGGAUAAGACAGCUGUUGUUGUCCAACUAGGCCUUGUGGCACACCAGGCAAGGUGUUAAUGGAGUUAGAUAAACUUAGGAAAACUAAAAACCUUUCUAUAGUCAGAGUAUCAUUUCACCACCCAGAAAAUUCAUGGUCCUUCCUGAGAGUUUAGACCAUGUUGUGUCUCCACACAACUUACGUUAACCAGUACUUAGCUCUCAUUAUGCAGCCAUGGCCUCUUCCCUGGAAAGCUGUGGGCAUCAUAGUAAGUGUGCCAGUUUAUGUGGCAUUUUAAAGUAGCUGCGAUCUUCACUAACACCUCUGUGCUGCAUAGGAGAAAAGUGGUGGUCAUGGUUUUGCUGCCUGUGGCAAGAGGAUAGCCUACAGUUUCUUGCAGUCUUAGCCAUGAGUGCUGCCUCAAACGUUCUGCUCUUUCAAAUAAGGGCUCAGCAUUUCUGUUGCCUGCAUGCACUUCACUGAAAUGUCUACUUCCGUGCAUGUUUCUAAUUUACUGUCAACCAUGUGCAGCUGUGACACACUUCAUCAACUUCUUUGUUUAUCAAUAACCCAGGAAGAAUGUCGUGUGUAGGCACAUCUAGAACAUGCCUCCAGCUCUCGGUGGUGCUCCUCUAAUGGGACUUUGGUUGCUAAUUGCUGAGACUUCCAUUAUUGUUUUUAUCAGCACUUUGCACAUUUUGGGUUUCUACAGCGAUCAGAAAUUAGUAUAUUUGACCAUUUUGAGGCAUCUCUUGAGGAAAGAAACCUUUCCCCAACCGUUUUUUCAACUAAACAUUCAGUCUACCAGUAUGUCAUUUCUUGAUUGUUCUGCCAGGCUGUGCAAACCCUGUGCGCAUGUUACUCACGUGUAGAGAAUGCAUGCAUAUGGACCAGAGCAUUUUUAAAAAAGCCAGCUUUAUUUUUAACAACCACACAUAAAGUGUGGUUGUUGGUAAAAGAAGGCCAACGCCCAAGCACCUCCUCAUGUGUAGGGCCUCCAUGCAGUUAGGACGCCCAAACAUCCAAGUGUCCAAAAUACACAAAGCCUUACAGACAAGGGGGCGUGUUGCUCUUCCUGUGCAGACUGUGGCUGGGGUGCUGUUUUGGGGUUUUUGUUGGGGAGAGUUGUUGCCGUGGUCCUAUUUUAGAUCCUGUGAUUUAUGUGAAAAUUGUUUGUCCUGCUUGUACAUUUUAAUAUUUUCUUUAUUGUUUAUUACUCCUUUUGUUACAUUUUUUCAUGUUGUAAGGCGCCUUGAGUAUGGUAAGAACUGUGGAAAGGCAGCAUACAAAUAAAAUUAUGUAUGUUUGUACUGACAACCUCACUCAAUGCACAGUUCUUAAAAAUGCUCUGGUCUGUACUAGAGUAUGCCUUACGCAUGAGUAACAUGUACAUGGAGCUGCAGGCAGCUGAAUCAUUUCACAAGACCAAGUCUAUAGAAAUCUUGUAUUGAGCUGACCUUCUCUUGUGGCUCCAUAUUUAAUAAAUGUAGGUAUAGUAUCUAGGAUCAAGUAUAGGUAGCAGCUUCUGUCUGUUUUAAAAGGCUUAAGAGCAGAGUACUAGAAUCUCAUAUGGAGACCACCAAAAUUCCUUUCUCCAUUAAUUCCAUUAAUUCUCCAUUAAUAAACAUUUGCAUGUGCUGUUCUGCUUAAAGAAUAUUUACUUGUAAACCAACAUGUACAUGGCCACAAAGCACCAGCCUAUAUAUCAGGCAUGUCCAACCAGUAGAUCAUGAUCUACCGGUAGAUCCCUGGCUGAUCCUGGUAGAUUGCGAGAUCAUCCCCAAAAGCUCAACAGCUCUGCAAUCCUACCCCCCAAAAAGCUCAACAACUUUGGGCAACCCACCCACCCCCUCCCACCCACCCACCCCACGCACACUCCUCCUCCCUCCAAUGACAAUGGGUAGAUCACUGGCAGGUGUUUUUUUUUAUACUAGGAGUAUAUCGCAGUCUCUUGGGAGUUGGACGUGCCUGCUAUAUAUGUUGCAGUUCUUCAGUGAAUCAGCAUCAGGCGUCUUUUAUUCUACUGUAAAAUGACACCUGAAAACAAUAACCUGUCAAAACAUCAUGGGGUGGUUGUUGUUGGUUUUUUUUUUAACUAGGUGAAAUAGCUUACAUAGCACAAUUAUGGCAUCACUCAUUUCCCAGUGAAGACAGUGACAAAUGCGUUUUUUACACAGUUUUCACGUUUCCAAAAUCAACAUACUUUUUACACUACAGUGAACAGGUGCGGUCAGGACUUUCUCCUUUAAAAAACAAAAAACACUUGAGCAAUUUAAUGUUAGUUUGAAAUUGGGUAGUAAUGUUCUUGAAUGCACUGUGAGAUUUUAACGAUAGGAGACAAUGAUCAGUAAUUAGGAUUAAAUGAUGAAUGUGUUUGGUUUGUUAGCUUGGCUUUAUAGUAGUUGUUCAAUGCUUAUCUCCUGAAAAGCAAAAUCAUUAAAAGCUAUAAUCCUUACACACUUCCCUGGGAGAAAGCCCCACUGUCCGAGUCAGGGCCAGCCCUGCCAUUAGGCACAGUGAAACAGCAGUCUCUGACAGAUUUUGGAUGCCAUGAGAGGACAGCAAAUAAUUAUUUAAUUUAUUAUUGUGUUUUUACUCCCAGGAAGAGGUGGUUGUGGGAUUUUCUGCCUCAGAUGUCAAAGUAACUUGACCAGCCUAAAGUACAUAUGCACCAUGACCAAAGGUGCACAAUUUGCUUGCACUGCCUCAGGCAGCAAAAUGUAUUGGUCGAGACCUGCCCUAAGUAGAUACAUUUAGGACUGCAUUGUUAGUGUGGUAACAGUGUGCGUAAUUUUUAUUUUUAUUUUGCAUGUUUGUUAAGCAAAUAAUGGGAUCGAUCUAAUCAGUUAACUGUUUCAUAAAUAUGGGGAAACAUGUCCAUUUGCUUUCCAUGAACUUGCCCUUCAGUAGGUUUUGUUUCCUACUAAUUGCUUUUGCACUUAGAUAUCAGUUUGAUUACAAUGAAUUUCAUAUGACAAUUUCUAAAUGUAUUUUUCCUUGAAUUCUUACAGGAGAAUAUGCAAAAAAUUGAAAAAUGUAUUUCUUUCUAGUUAAAUUAUUUGUUAUACUAUGAUAUAAAUUAUUUAUCUUUUUAAUGCUGCUUAUUAAAAAAGGUUUUUGACUUUUUUCCCAG
This is a messenger RNA of Podarcis lilfordi (Lilford's wall lizard), 68808 nucleotides long. Lineage: Eukaryota; Metazoa; Chordata; Lepidosauria; Squamata; Lacertidae. The record is from the annotation of a GenBank genome assembly.